GAGGGGCUGCGGCUGUGUGCGGCUGCGCUCGGGCUCCACUCCUGCAGCUGCUGAUAAUAGCAGAGCCAUCAUGUUGGAGCGCAGUGUCAGUGCUGCCGCGAACCGCAGUUACCAAUGGUGCACUAUGGGGAAGUCGAAACACCAACAACAUUAGCAGGUAUACAGCCGGAGCGGUGACAGCCGCCCGAACCGCCGCCCCUCCUCCUCCACUCAUAGCAUCUCGAAGGGCGGCAGGUUACCGGUUCCAUUGCUAUCUGGAUGAUUUAUAAGGCUUUUCUAUUCCCUGCGCCGUGGAUUAUUACCGCCUGUGAAGGAAGAAAGCCGGCUCUGGCCUCUUUCUAGUUCUCUUCUAUGUCUUCGCCCACAAAGUACGGGCUUCAGACGUAAAGAGCGGCCGCGCUGCAGCUUCUCCCCCCCUCUCAUCCUCCUCCUCCAUCUGUUCGGUCGGGCGCCCGCCGGCCGAGUGACAGUCAGGGGAACGUGCGCGCGGCGACUCUUCACCAACGUUCCAAAGUCGUUAUUACCCGUCCUGCCCCGCGCUCCUGUCUGCGCCUCAGGUACCAGCUCAGUGAGGCAGCGGCAGAGGGCUGCUGGACGGCAGUAUACCCAGCGUGUGUGUGUGUCUCUCUCUCUCGGCACCUCAGAUGCUAAUUUCCCAUAAUCCUCCUCUGGCUGAGCAUCAUGGGAAAUGUAGUUAAGAAACAUCUGGGGUGCCAAGGAUGGACAUCUAGUUUACAGACAGAUCUUGGGGUCUCCAGCUCAUGUGGACUACGUUUUCCAUGAUGCUAAGCCGACCAUUGGUCCCUACUCUCUAUCAUGGCUAAUGGAGUUAACAGCUGGAGUGCCAAAUUGUAACAUACUCUGCCAUGACGGGCCAUGAGCUCAGCCUGGAUUAAUAUGUCAGAGGGGUCUGUGUUACACAGUCAUUGCUAUCUAUUAUGACGCACAAACUGAUGGGACCCCAUAGGAAUGCAUUGUCUGGCUGAGGUAUUUGGUGCUAAAAUAGCUACUGCUAUGUGGAACUUAUUGGGGAGGUGUGUGUGUGUGUAUAAAUAUAACACACACACACACACUCUCACUCUCUGGUAUUUUGUCAUCUUGACUACUGGGCUAAUCAAAUCUAAUAUAUGUGUGUGUGUGUUUGGAAUUUGUAUGCUGCAUUCCUUAUGGAAGGCAUGAUAUGUGUUCACAUUCUACCCCGACUCACAUUACAGCAUUAAACAUAGACCAGUAACCGUCACUGUGAGGUUGAAUGGUGUAAUUGGGUUUAUCCACUUUACUGUCUACUGAUUUGACAGGCAUAGAGACAGACAAACUAGAAAAAUGACUUAGUUGAAGAAUAAAAAUCCUUUCUGCUGUCUAGGCCUAUGUAAGCAUGCUGUGUUAAGAGCGAAUUUAAGCAAAUACAAAGCAGUUUAGCUUGUAUAGGUUAUAAUGCUGUAUGUUUAUGGUAUGAUAAAUGCUGUUAGUGCAUAUUUAUAGAUGAAUUCCUGUGAUAAAGGAGUACUGCAUGUGGUGUAUAGUUGCCUUCUUUAAUCCUUUAUAAAUCUGCAGCACACUACAAAAUUUUAAAAGGUUCCUCGUAUUCAAGCUGCAUAUUAUCCCCGAGAAGUAUAAUUUGUUGUUGGUUUGGAGGUGGGCAAUGGAGGGGUUGUCUCCCUUGCUUUGAACAAUCUGUUUUCCCAGAUUAUAGAAACCAUUGGUGACAGUAGCUGAUGCAAGAACAGUGCUACUUUGUCCUAUACAUACACAUUGAAUGUGUACGUGGAAUUAGUCUGUGGCGUGUGCUAAUAUUUGACAGUUCUUUAUAUCCUUCAACCAUUGCAAAACCACCUAUUUUCUUUCUAGAAACACAAUUGUCUAUACUCGGUAUGCAUCCGCUUAUAUAUAAUUUUUGUUCACUUCUAGCAAUCCUCAUAUGUAAAUAAAAUAUUGUAAAUCUAAUGUAUUCCUCUUGUACACAGAUAUUUUGAUUAUUAUUUUUACUCUUGGUAGGAUUCACAUACAGUAAUGAAAGCAAUUUUAUAAAAUGGUAAAGUGAUGCACCUUAGAACAGAAUCACAUUGACAUUAAAUCUGCAUUUGUAUUUAGUGGGUAUUUCAGGGAUUUGGUGUUGGAUACUGAAGUGUGGUGUAUUCAUGCACAUCCAAAAUUUAAAUUAGGCUUUUUUUUUUCUCUUCAUUUCAGACGCAUCUUUCAGGUAACCCCUUUUUACAUAUUUGCCAUGCAACGUAUAUUAACCUGAUUUUCUAGUAGUAUUGGUUAAAGUCAGCAUCUGUAGCAUUUACAUUUUUAAUCAGUGGGGAAUAAUGGUAUAUAUUUGGAAGUGUAAAUUAAAACAUAAUUAUGUAUACAGAAACAUUUUAAAGUUGACUUGGUUUUUACUUGCAAAUGACAGUAUUAUUUACGUUUUUUUGGCCAGACUCUUCUCUUGUUGGAGAUAUAUAGUGACCUAAAUUAAGUAUUUUUAGGUAUUCAUGCAUAGGGGGUUAUUUGCUAAAUUCAGAAUAUAUUGCCAGUUGGACAACCCCAUCUUCGUAGGUUUUGUUUUUAUUAAAUGCAAUUGUGUUAGCUUGGUGUUUGAAGAUUUGCUUGUUCUGUUGUUUAUAUUAAGGUAUCAUUUUAAAAAUUGAUGGAUUUCUGUGAGAAUUGUAGCCUUUUAGGUUACUGUAAAACUUAACCAAAAUGGAAGCGAGUUUAUGGACACAUUUAGUGAUUUCAGUUUGGCACAGCUUGAAGUGCUGAACUUUGCUUCUGAAUAUGAACGGGCACACAGUUUAAAAAUAUUAAAGCAGCUCUGUGAACUUGUGGUCUGCUGGGGUGUUUGUUUGUUUUUGGCAAAAACUCCCAAUGUUGACCUCCAGAUCUGGUGUGGUGGAGUGCAACAGAGAAGUUUGAUACCUGAAUCUGUCCAUCUUGGUUGCUGCCAACUUUGUUCCUCAUCUCUUUGGAGCCCAUGUCAGUACUGUACUCAUGCAUGUAAGAGUACAACAUAGAUGUCCUUUUGGAGGAUCCCCUGAGUGUGCGGGAGCUUCCAUAGAUCAAGUCUAAGAGAGAGACAGACAGAUACCUGACUGCUUUGAGAACUGAAAAAAACAUGUUGGCACAAGCUCUGCCAUUUGUCAAGUUUAUAUUUUUCAUGUUCCUUUUUUUAAAACUUUUGACUGCGUUGAAAUUUCCAUGAAAUUCCAACAAUCAAUACGAGCAUUUCAUAGAACUAAAAUAUUUAUUUAUGAAUACUCACAAAUUCUAUUUUACGAAAGAACUGUCCCAAAAUCCUUGUUAAAUAGCUGCUCUGAACCAUAAGCUAUGGUCGAAUUUCAGCAAAAAAGUCAAUUUGAUUUCUAUGCAAUGGUUAUAUUUAUGGAGGUUGGCAAUUGCAGCUUCUACCGGUUCACACGCACCACCCACAAACUCUAAAUGUUUGGUAUCAUCUGAUGAUUGUAGCUUGGUACCACCACAAUCAGACCCCAGUUACAGAAGGGGGUCUUCUGCCACAAGAGCGAUGUCAGCAGCUUCUAGUGCUAAAGUGGCUGUGCCACAUCCUGUAUGGCAGCGAUCACUAAAGGGUUAAUUUAUGAAAACUGUUUCCCUUUAAAGCAUUUACAGUAGUGAAGAGUACAACAGAGACAAAUACCACAGUCUUGGCAGCACUUACUGGUACUGCUGCUGCUUUUAAGUCCUCUUCUUUCAUAAUGUACACAAAUCUAUGCACAUUAUAGCAUUCCUUCCAUGAUGAGUGGCCAACAUGUAUGUCAUCAUGGGAUGCUUUUUUAUCAAUAUUUAUUCACUCAUAUGUUAUAUAUCUGGCUUGUAGCCUAAAUUUUAGUUGUAUGUAAAAUAAAAUAAUCUCUCUGCUGGCAGUUCCUUUUUAAUAUCCCAAAUGUUACUCUUUCUCAAAAUUCUGCUCACUUGUUUUUAUUACAAUAAUCAAAGCAACGUUUCGGGUGUGUAAAAGCACACUAGAACAUCAUUUAGAUUUAAAGGAUUGCUAUAGGGUCAGGAACACAAACAUGUAUUCCUGACCCUAUAGUCCUAAACCACCUUUUCUAUGGCUUGCCCCCCUAAAAGUUUAAAACUCACAUUAUUUCCGGCGCCGGCUCCGCCCCUUUGUGACAUCAUCAAAUGGCCGAUUUUUAGCCAUGGGAAAGCAUUGGAUUGGCUAAAAUCGGCGCGGGCCAAAUGCCGUUUUUGCUAAUCAGGACGUCCUCAUAGAGAUGCGUUGAAUCAAUGCAUCUCUAUGAGGAAAAUUCAGCUUCUCCAUGCAGAGCUUGGGGACGCUGAAUGCCAGGGCUGCUUACUGUGCAACCUUGAGCCAGGAAGCCCCUCCAGUGGCCAUCUGAGGAGUGGCCAUUUGGAUGUGUCACUAGGGGCAAUGUGAGCCCUGCGUUUUCUCUGAAAAGGCAGUGUUUACAUGAAAUGCCUGAAGGGAGCUAUUAUACUCACCAGAACAACUACAUUAAGCUGUAGUUGUUCUGGUGACUAUAGUGUCACAUUAAAUUAAAGGUGUUUAGUGAAGACUAACCUGUAUUUCUCUUUCUGCAGAUAUGGAGGAAAGUUAAAAUUGAUAUAAUCAUUUAUGGGCGGACCUCAUGUGUGAUCCUAGGGAAAGCAGUGCAUAAUUUUAACUGUCAUGAGAAUUUUAUUGUACCUCUGUGGUUACCUCUUGGGUCUGUAAACAGAUCUAGGAAUCCAUUAUUUUUUUUAGUUGAUCUCCAAAGUUGCUAUUUUUCGCAGAAUUAAUUUCAGUAUGUAAUAAUCAUUGAGCAAUUAAAAAAAAAAAAAAAAUUCGGUUACUAAGCGAAUACCAUGUAGACAAUCUGAGUCCCAGUCAAAAAAAAAGACUGAGGCACUGACCUAAAUCAUUAUGAAACAAUGACUCCUGACAGUAAAUCCAUAUUCAUUGCCUCUUUUUGUGGCUUGUCUAACGAAACCUAAUUACUCUUUAUUUAAGAGUGUUGACGAGUGUCAGUUUGAGUACUAUGUUGAUAUAGCUUGGUAAUUUUAGGUGCUGCUUAUUUUGGUAUGACAUACAGAUUCUACCAUGGAAAUAUUUAUCCGUGAAUAUAAUUUUUUUUUUUAUUUAUUUAUUUUUUUUUUUUCUACAAAUGUAGAGUAUUUUUGUAUGAGUUAGACCAGCGAGUGAUUUACGUGAGGGUUUUGAAAACUUUUUUGUUUAGUUUUGGGAGCUUAAUAUAUUUCGGCCCCAAACGGAUGUGUAUUUAAAGAGGAAAUGUCACUUCUAUUUGGUAAAUUGAGAUUAUAUUCACGCUGUAUUUUACUGCACAUGCUAAUUUCUGUAAGUGUUGCAGCUUUCUGCAGCAUAACCCUGACCCUUUAGCCAUGCCUCAUUUUUUUUCAUAAAACUGCUUUUUGAUUGGCCUCAACUGUGAUGUACAUACACAGCUCAGCCAAUGAGAGAUCGUCAGAGCUGCUUAAAUGACUCCCCUCCAAAGCCAAGCACGGCCCUUUUAGUUUUAUGUAUAGUAUCCACUCAAACAUACUUUUCCUCGACAGAGCUGUUUACUUUGUCAGUAAGACAUUUUGUGAAAAGUGGGUGAGGGUAUGUUGCAGAAAGUUGUAAAAGAUAUAAACUGUUAUAUUUGCUUGUAUUGUCUGGAAUGUUCCUUUAAAUAUUCCUUCUGUUAUCUAUAACGUGGUGCAGUGCCACAUGUCCGUCCGCAUGAUGGGGAUACAUUUUUCUGUUGAAUUAUCCCUCACUUUCUUAUAAGCAUCAUUACCACUUUUGCUUGUUGAAGUGUUCAUGGAACAAGUACCUCUUCUUAAAAAUGCUAAUAGUACAGAAGUAUUUUAACUUGUUUGCUGGGGGUUAACUUCACCUUUUGACAGCUGGCAACAGUCUGCAUAGAACCAGAGUUCCAGGCAUGCUGUGCAGAAUUUGUGCAACUUUAGCAAUAUUUGUAAGCGCACACUCACAGCAUGCUGAUGAUGAACACACCAUUUACUCUCACUGGCAUUGCACUAUGAAUAAACUUGUUGGUGUAGGACAGGGUUUGACACAUUUGCUUGGGUUUUAGGAGUCAGGUUGUUGAGAUAUAUGAGAUAUAUAUCUCUAUCUCUAUCGGCCACUGUAGUGCCAGGAAAACAAACUUGUUUUCCUGGCACUAUAGGGUCAUUAGGUCCGCCCCACCCGCUGGACUGGGGAACUCUCUUCCUCCUGUCGGUGCCGCAUGCGCGGCAAGAACCACGCGCGCAUUCAAACCGCCCAUAGGAAAGCAUUACUCAAUGCUUUCCUAUAGACGUCAGCGUCUUCUCACAGUGAGAAUCAUGGAAGUGCCUCUAGCGGCUGUCAGUGAGACAGCCACUAGAGGCUGGAUUAACCCUCAGUGCAAACCUAGCAGUUUCUCUGAAACUGCUAUGUUUUCAGCUGCAGGGUUAAAACUAGUGGGACCUGGCACCCAGACCACUUCAUUGAGCUGAAGUGAUCUGAGUGCUUAUAGUGGUCCUUUAACUAACAAAGCUUUAUUUUCCACAACCAAAAUACAGUUCUUAAAGGGAUAAUAUAGUCCCACAGCUUAUUUGUUCUGGUGUCCCUGCAGACCUUUCAAUGUAAACACUGGCUUUUUAGAGAAGAUGCAGUGCAUUGCUGCCUAGUAAUGCCUCUAGUGACAGUCACUCAGACAGCCACUAUAAGUGCUUCUUAGUCCAGUGCUGCACAGUGUGCAACACUUGUGUUCAGCAUCGUCACACUCUGCAUGGAGGUGCUGAAUGUUUCCCAUAGAGAUGUGUUGAUUCAAUUCAUCUCUAUGAAGAUAUGCUGAUUUACGAGAGAGCCUCCCAAUGCUUUUGUAUCUCAGCCAUUGCAGUGGGGCCAGCCACGGAGAGACUGGCACAACGUGGAAAAAAGAUGAGUAGAAACACCUUUCCCAUGCCAUUGUCGGUUAAUAGAUUUAUAGACACACAUACACACACUGACAAAAUACAGUUCAAAGGAACAAUGCACACACAAAAACAAAAAUAUAGCCUUACAUUUUACAAGGAUAUUUAAAAUCGCCUAUCUUGGUAAACAAAUAUGGGGAUUGUUACACCAUAUGACCAUAUUGUGGUAAGCCUACCAUGACACAGUACCCCAUUAUUGGUGGGUCCUACACUAAUUUUAGAGCUAACUCACCUCCUGCCUCCAUUUCCCCCUCAGCUUGCUGAUGCACAGAUGCUGUGAGGCUGAUUCUGCAGCCGCUGAACAGGCUGACCAACACCAAGGCAAGAAUUUGUCGAGCACUAGUGUAGGAUGUCUGUGCUGUUUGCUUGUGUGAUAUCCAUUAACCUAAAGUUAUCAUACCUUAAUGGUAUUCUAUGCUGUCCCCAUUUAAAUGGGCUUUAAAGCCGUAACGGCUUAAGCCUCCAGGAGGUAAAAUUUACAUCUGCCAGCAAGGGGACUGUCUGAAAUAAAUGUGAGACAGUCCCCCCCUGCUUGUGGGAAAUGUAAAACAAAAUUAUAGAAACAUGUUUAAAAUUGUGUGUGUGUGUGUGUGUGUGUGUGUAUAUGUAUAUGUAUAUGUAUGUGUGUGUGUGUGUGUGUGUGUAUGUGUGUGUAUAUAUAUAUAUAUAUAUAUAUAUAUAUACACAUACACAAACAGUGUUUCAAAAUGGUAACACUAUUGGUAACAAUUAUAUUUUUAGUAAAAGUAAAGUUUUUUUGCAUUUUUCACACAUGAAUGGCACUUUUACUGACAAUAUUGUUUUAAUAUGUUUUACGGUUCUAAAACACUUCUUUUUGUGUUUAGUGAAGUCUCCCAAGUAUAACAGUACCCCCCCAUGUACAGUUUUUAUGGUGUUUUGGAAAGUUAGAGAGUCAAAUAUAAGGCUUGCAUCUCAUUUUUUUUCACAUUGAAAUUUGCCAGAUUGGUUAUGUUGCCUUUUGAGACCGUAUGGUAGCCCAGAAAUAAGAAUUACCCCCAUGAUGGCAUACCAUUUGCAAACAUAGACGUAAUCACAAACUCUGGCCAAAUAUUAGUUUUUUGCUUUUUUCACACAAAAACAAAUAUGAAUGCUAACUUUGGCCAGUGUUUGUGACUAAGUGGCUACUACAAAAGACUGGACAUACCCCACUUGCAAUACCUUGGGUAGUCUACUUUUGCAAAUGGUAUGCCAUCAUGGGGGGUAAAUCUCGUUCCUGGGCUAGAAUGAGGUAACAUUACUAAUCUAGCAAAUUUCAAUGUGAAAAACCUGAAAAAUUGAAUGUGCUAUAUUUGACCCUUUAACUUUUCAAAACACCGUAACAACUGUUAAUGGGGGCUACUGUUGUACUCGUGAGACUUUGCUGAAUCCAAAUGUGUGCUUUUUUUGCAGUAAAAGCAAACAGUAUUAUGACAUUUACAGCUAAAAUGUGAUGUGGAACUACAAAUUUAAAAAAAAAAAAAAAAUCUCAGUUUUUUUAUUUUCUAUAGAUAUAAAAUUAUGAUUCAUAUAUGAAUAGUUCAUGUGAAAUUAAAGCUCUGUUUCUCCUGAACAAAAUGAUAUAUAAUAAGUGUGGGUGCACUUAAUAUGAAAGAGGUGAAUUACGGUUGAACAGACAUAUAGCGCAAAUUCCAGUUUUUGUUUACAUUUUGUUUUGAUCAGAACAUGUACUAUUGACUCCGUCCUGAAGGGGUUAACAGACCACUCUGAACACCAAAAUAUCAUGUCAGUUAAGGGAUUAUGGUGCCUGGAGAUCACUUGCACCUUUAAAUUUUAAACUGCUGUUUAAACGUACACUGUAGUCCUUAAAACCGUUUAAUAUCUUUGAAUUGUUGUUCCUCCAUUCAGUGUUAAACCAUUUUAGAGUAUUGUAUCACUAAGGUCCCUGGCCACCUACAGUCCGACCCCUUCUGGAUGUGUGGCUAAGACAGAAAUUAUACACUUCCUUGUAGUCAUACCCUUCAUACCGUCAGUUGGUGCUCUGGAUAGACUAAAAGCUGUCAGCUGACACUCUCAACCAAUCUUGGCUGACUAUUGCUGCUCAGGCUCAUUGGCUGACUAUUGCUGCUCAGGCCUCAUUAGCCAAAGCAGUACAGAGGGGAUGGUCUGCUGGGAACGCUCAUUUUAGUAUUAAAACUUUAAACCGGUUUAAAGGACCACUAUAGUGCCAGGAAAACAAACAAUAGACCACUAUAGUGCCCUGAGAGUGCCCCCACCCUCAUGGUCCCACUUCCGCUGCGCUGAAGGGGGUUAAUCCCUUACCUUUUUUCCAGCGCUGGGACUCUCCUCCCUCUUCUCAUGUCAUCGGCUGAAUGCGCAUGCGCGGCAAGAGCCGCGCGCAUUCAUCCAGUCCAUAGGAAAGCAUUCUCAAUGCUUUCCUAUAGACGCUUGUCUUCUCACUGUGAAAAUCAUAGUGAGAAGCGCCUCUAGCGGCUGUCAAUGAGACAGCCACUAGAGGCUGGAUUAACCCUAAAGUAAACAUAGCAGUUUCUUUGAAACUGCAAUGUUUACAGCAGAAAGAGUUAAUCCUAGAUGGACCUGGCACCCAGACCACUUCAUUAAGCUGAAGUGGUCUGGGUGCCUAUAGUGGUCCUUUUAAUGCUGAAUAAAAUUAUAGCACCAGGGAAUUCCAGACACUAUAACCAGUUUGAGAUGAUGCAAAUUCAAUAUCCCUUUAAGUGGUGUGUCCAGGCACCAGUCUGAUGGCUUCUUAGCCAGGUAUAGACUGAAAGAAACAUUAAUAUAUGCUAUGCAUUUAGUCAUAGGAUGUUUUAAUAUUCUUCCCGUCCAUCUAUUUAUUUUUAUUUGUUUUUAAACUCCAAUAUCUCAUCUGGCAAGGAUUACUUAAAGGAACACUAUAGGGUCAGGAACACACAUGUUUUCCUGACCCUAUAGUUCUAAACCCACCGUUUAGGUGGCUUUCCGCCCCAGCCCCCCCCUGUGAAAGUGUAAAACUCACCUUAUUUCCAGCGCCGCGCUGGCUCUUCCCCUUUGUGACAUCAUCAAAAUGGCCAAUUUUUAGUCAAUUCAAUGCUUUUGUUUGGGCAACAUGUCAAAGUAAAUGAAAGAAACAAAUAGCAGCCACAGAAUAUUUGGAACUUUGCUUCCCAGCAUGUUGUCAAAUCCAGACUUCAAACAUUGUUAUGAAUGUUAUAAACAGAAAUGUUUAACAGCAGAUUUCAACCCUUUUAUUGCAUUAUGAAGAGCAGAUUGCACCUUUUCUAGCUGUAGUGGUCUGGCCCUGUAGUUUUGAUCAAAGGGGUUUCUAAAAUUACUAUGGAUGCAGAUGGAAAUGAAGUUACUGAGGUGGAUGAGAUCUGGAGUCUUUUUCUCAAUGUCCUGCAGUGCCUGUUUGAGAUUCUAUGACAGUGUAGAAAGGAGCGAGCAGGGGAGUACUAUAGCCAUCUGCUGCAACACUGGCCUGCAGCAAUUCUGUCUUGCACAGCUGCAGAAGUCGUUAUUGGAUAUUAACCUCUUCAGAAGAGAAAAUAGUUUCAACAGUGACAAUGCAUCCUCCCUUUUUGCCAGAUAGAAAACAUAGAAUGUGACGGCAGAUAAGAACCAUUCGACCCAUCUAGUCUGCCUAAUUUUUAAAAUGCUUUCAUUAGUCCCUGACCUUAUUUUAUUGUUGGGAUAGCCUUUUGCAUAUCCCACGCAUGCGUAAAAUCUUUUUUUCUCUGUUAACCUCUACCACUACAGCUGGAAGGCUAUUCCAUGCAUCCACUACCCUCUCAGUAAAGUAAUACUUCCGGAUAUUAUUUUUAAACCUUUGUCCCUCUAAUUUAAGACACUGUCCUCUUGUUGUGGUAGUUUUUCUUCUUUUUAAUAUAGUCUCCUCCUUUACUGUGUUGAUUCAUAUCCCCCCUGUCUCGUCUUUCCUCCAAGCUAUACAUGUUAAGUUCCUUUAACCUUUCCUUGUAGGUUUUAUCCUACAAUCCAUUAACCAGUUUAGUAGCCCUUCUCUGAACUGUCUCUAAAGUUUCAAUAUCCUUCUGGAGAUAUGGUCUCCAGUACUGCGUAUAAUACUCCAUGUGAGGUCUCACCAGUGUUCUGUACAAUGGUAUGAGCACUUCCCUCUUUCAACUUCUAAUACCUCUCCCUGUACAACCAAGCAUUCUUCUGGCAUUUUCUGCUGCUCUAUUACAUUGUCUGCCUACCUUUAAAUCAUCAGAAAUAAUCACCCCUAAAUCCCUUUCCUCAGAUGUUGUGGUUAGGACUCUAUCAAAUAUUCUGUACUCUGCCCUUGAGUUUUUACAUUCAAGAUGCAUUAUCUUGCACUUAUCCACAUUAAAUGUCAGUUGCCACAACUCUGACCAUUUUUCUAGUUUACCAAAAUCAUUUGGCUUUGGGAUCGACCGAUUAUCGGUCUGGCCGAUAUUUGGCAUUUUCGGCAAUAUCGGUGUCGGCCAAUAGAGAGACCGAUAUUACUGAUAAUACAUACCAGGACAGCUGGGCCCAUGACAAGCCCAGCGGUUCCGGAGGGGGCCCCAGCAAGCACUUACCUUCCCAGCAGCUCACCAAUCGUGAGAUUUACACUGGGGAGCUGCUGGGAAGGUAAGCGCUUGCUGCGGGCUCCCACUGUACUUUCCAUGCCACUGGACCACCAGGGAUGCUAUAUCCCCCUCUCCCUGGCCAGGUAACAUGCAGGGAGAGGGGACUACAAAUUUUUCUUAUUAAAUAUUUAAAAAAAAAAAUUUUUAAUAAAAAUGCCUCCUCCCCACAAAUUACGUACCUACAGAAAUACACACUGCAUUAUAUACACACACACACACUUUGCAUUUAGUAUAUACACGCACACUACACAAACACACACUGCAUGCAUUAUAUACACACUGCAUCCGCUACACACACUGCGUCCACUACACGUGGCAUGUAUAUUUUGUGCAUAUAUCUUUUAGAAAUAGUUUAUUUUUUCAAUAUGGUAAAUGUACAGCAUAUCGGUAAGCUAUGGGCCUGUAAAUUCACAGAUUAAGGUUAUCUGCUCUAAAAAAAUAAAUAUCGGUCGAUCCCUAAUUUGGCUUAUACCUCCUGGAACAUCAACCCUGUUACAUAUCUUAAUGUCAGCAGCAAAAAGACAUACCUUACCAUCAAGACCUUCUGCAAUAUCACUAAUACAAAUAUUAAAGAAAAUACAGAUCCCUGAGAUACCCCACUGGUGACAAGCCCAAGCUUUGAAUAUACUCCAUUGACUACAACCCUCUGUUGCCUGACACUCAGCCACUGCCUUACCCAUUCAACAAUAUUGGAAUCCAAUCUUAAAGAUUGUAGUUUAUUGAUAAACCUUCUGUGUGCAACAGUGUCAAAAGCCUUACUGAAAUCUAGGUAAGCAAUGUCUACUGCACCACCCUAAUCUAUAAUUUUAGUUACCCAAUCAAAAAAAUCAAUAAGAUUAGUUUGGCAUGAUCUCCCUGAAGUGAACCCAUGUUGUCCCUGAUCUUGAAAUUCAUGGAAUUUUAGAUGUUCAACAAUCCUAUCCAUGGUUUCCAUUACUUUCUCCAAUACUGAAGUAAGGCUACCUUUCUUGUGAAUGGGCACAAAAUUCGCUAACUUCCAAUCUUCUGGGACUACUCCUGUUAACAAUGAUUGGUUAAAUAAAUCUGUUAAUGGUUUUGCAGGUACACCACUAAGCUUUUUUAAUAACUUUGGGUGUAUUCCAUCAGGUCCCAUUGACUUAUUUGUCUUUACUUUUCUCAUUUAUGUAUCUAAAAAAUGUUUUGUCCUCCUUUUUUAACUGUCUGUUGUUUUCUCUUCUCUUCUGUGAUUUGGAAGCUCUUAUAACUCGCUUAGCCUUUUUCUGCCUAAUCUUCUAGAUCAUUCUGUCUUCCCACUCUGGGUUUUUUUUAUAAUUACUAAAUGCUAAUUUUUUGUUUUUUACUAUUUUGGCCACAUCUGUGGAGUACCACAGUGGUUUUUUUUUUAAAUGUUUGCUUUUACUGACAAACCUAAUGCAAUUUUCUGUUUCCUUCAGCAGUGCAACUUUUUAAAUAAUCCAAUUUCCAGUCCAGUCUGAUAAUGACUCCUUUACACAUAACAAGUUUAAAACUUUUGUUUUUGUGUGGUGUGACUCAGUCACUGUUCUUAUAUUAAACCACACUGACUGAUGAUCACUGGAUCCUAAACUUUCACCUACAGUAAUAUCUGAUACCAAAUCUCCAUUUGUUAACACUAAAUCUAGUAUGGCCUCUUUACGAGUUGGCUCCUCAACGACUUGUUUUAUAGACAAUCCCAUUAGGAAGUUUAGAAUAUGUGUGCUCCUGGCACAAGCGGCUAUUUUUGUUUUCCAAUUCACAUCAGGAAGAUUAAAGUCACCCAUGAUGAUAACUUCCCCCUUCAUUGUCAUUUAAGCUAUUUCCUCAACUAGUAGAUUAUCUAACUCUUCAAUUUGUCCUGGGGGCCUAUAAAUCACACCUACAUGAGUUACUGUGUGAUUACUAAAUUCUAACGUAACCCAAACGGACUCUAUGUUCGCCUCACUAACUUUUAUUAGGAUAGAUUUUAUGCUAUCCUUCACAUACAGGGCCACUCCUCCCCCUUUCUUGCCUUCUCUGUCUUUUCUAUAUAAAGAGUACCCUGGUAUUGCUAUGUCCCAGUCAUUUUUCUCAUUAUAUCAUGUCUCAGUAACAGCCACUAAAUCUACAUUAUCAGUUGCCAUUAUUGCCACAAGUUCAUGGAUCUUAUUCCCUAAACUGCGAGCAUUUGUAGACAUAACUCUAAGGACAAGGAAAACGAGAGAAAUCUCAAUGUAUCCUUCCUGGUAAAAUAUUUUAUAAACAGAUUUGUCGAAUGUGGUCUAUUUAGUCUACAUCAGGGGUUCUCAACCUAGUCCUCAGGACCCCCUACCAGUCCAGGAUUUGGGGAUUACCUGGGUGUGUCUCAGGUGUUUAGAAAAAGGGGAAAAAACACCUUAGACACACCCAGGUAAUCCCUAAACCCUGGACUGGUAGGGGGUCCUGAGGACUAAUGUUGAGAACCCCUGGUCUACAUGAAUUCCUAUAUUGUACAAGAGAUGAUGCCAUCUAUAAAAUUUCAAACAGUACAAUCUACGUAGUUUUAUUUGUUUUGUGUUUUUUUUCUAUCUUCCUUUCACUAUCUGCUUUUGACAAGCUUUAUACUGCCAAUACUUGUAGUGUAUAUUUUGUGUGUGUGUUUAACCCCUUAAGGACGGAGGGCGUACUAUUACGCCCUGCAGGAGCCGGCUCUAAACGCCAGCGGGCGUAAUAGUACGCCCUCACUUUAAUGGCCGCCCAUGUGGCCGGCGCUAUUCGCCCGCUGCAGAUCGCGGUUGGGGGGGAUGCCCGGCCCCCCAGGCAACCCCCUCUGUGGCCGGUGACCGCGAUCUGCAGUCACUGAUCGCAGUGACAGGCUGUCACUGCGAUCAGUGUUACAUGUGUCAGCCUAUUGGCUGACACAUGUAACUGGCACACAGAUCCCCCUGCAGAUUGGAAGGGGGGAGUGCUUGUACCACCCAGGCACUCCCCCCUGUGGCCAAUUACCCAAUCUGCAGGAGGUGAUCACAGUGACAGGCAGUCACUGUGAUCACUGAUCCUGUGUGUCAGUGUUUGUGACUAAGUGGCUACUAAAAAGGACUGGACAUACCCCGUUUGCAAUACCUUGGGUUGUCUACUAUUGCAAAUGGUAUGCCAUCAUAGGGGUCGUUUUCAUUCUUGGGCUACCAUAGGGUCUCAAAGGCAACGUACCCAAUCUGGCGAAUUUUAAUGUGAAAAAAAUGAAACACAAGCCUUAUAUUUGACGCUGUAACUUUUGAAAAGACCAUAAAACCUGUUCAUGAGGGGUACUGUUGUACUUGGGAGACUUCGCUGAACACAAAUAUUUGUUUCAAAACAGUAAAAAGUAUUGCAGCAAUAAUAUCGUCCGUGUAAGUGCUCUUUGUGCGUGAAAAAUGCAAAAAAAAGUCACUUUUACUGGCGAUAUCAUCGUUGUAAUACAUUUUACUGUUUUGAAACACUAAUAUUUGUGUUCAGCAAAGUCCCCCGAGUAGAACAGUACCCCCCCAUGUCCAGGUUUUAUGGUGUCUUGGAAAGUUAUAGGGUUAAAUAUAGUGCUAGCAAAUUAAAUUCCCUUUACUUCCGGCAUGGGUUGUCAGGCAGUUCCCACUAAUUGUAAUUAAUUAAGAUACCUAAUUAUGUAAAAUUAUUACAUAAAUAUAUAUGUAGAAUUAAUGUGUGUGUGUGUGUGUGUGUGUGUGUGUAUAUAUAUAUAUAUAUAUAUAUAUAUAUAUAUAUAUAUAUAUAUAUGUAUGUAUAUAAUUUUUAAAAAAUAUUUUUAUUUAUAUAUAGUGAUAUAAAUAUAUAUUAAUAUCACAAAACAGAAUGAAAUAACACACAUCUAUAUAUUUUAAAAUUAUUUUAUUUAACGUAUUUACAUAUUUUUUUAUAUUAUAUAAAUAUAUAAAACAAUAAAAAAAUUAUAUAUAUAUAUAAUUUUUUUUAGUCAGUAUCAGUCUACGUGUAAUUUGAUAUUAAAAUAUAUAUAUUUUUUUUUUAAUAGUAAAAUACACCUAUACAGUGUGUGUAUAUGUAUAUAUAUGUGUGUGUGUGUGUGUGUGUGUGUGUGUGUGUGUGUGUGUGUGUGUAUAUAUAUAUAUAUAUAUAUAUAUAUAUUAUAAUAUAAUUUUUUUUAAAUAUUUUUUUUGCACUUUUUAACUUUUAUUUAUUUUUAUUUCCAGCCAGCAUCGGGACCACCUGUCAUUACAGGCAGCCCCCCUGCUGGCAAUGCAGGAGGCAGCUAUCCCGGCCAUGUGAUUGUGAGGUCCUCGCAAGGACCUCACUCUUACAUGGCCGGGGGGGCUUCCAGGGGGUCGGACGUGCCGCGGGGGGCUCCCUGGGAGUCCCCCCAACCGCGAUCGCUGGCGUGGGAUCGCCAGCGACCGGGUAAGUACAGAAAGGUACUAUUACGCCCAGCGUUAUAGUACGCCCUCCGGUCUUAAAGGGUUAAGAUUAGUCGAUGAGGAUAUGGUCAAUGACCGUAGAAUUGUAAUAAAACUUAAACCAUCCAACUCGGGUAUAUCUGCCAUCAUCUAUAAAAAAUUUUGAGGGAACGAGGAAGGUUAAGUUUUUGCCCAUUGUUUCUAAUCAUUAAACCGAAGUCAUACUGUUAUGUAAUCUUAAUACACGAGUCUGUUCAUGUCCUGCCCGGUUUAGUUUGCCAACUGUCAUGUUGAUGGUAAUGAUGCUCAUCCAGGCUUGAUGAGCAUCAUUAGUCAUUGCUGUGUAUGUGCCAGAUAUUGCAUAAUCACAUUGCCAGUUUUACCAUUCUACGUAACUACCUAAGCCUAUACAUGAGGUAGAGGCAAACAAUAUGUCUACAAAAUUGCAAUCUGACAAAGGUUAAACCUACCUAACCCAGUGGCUGCUAACCUUGGAAUCUCACAUCCUUGAUGUUCCCAUAAUUCUCAGCCAGACAUAAACUCUUGGGUGCUUUCUUAUCUGUUUCCAAAGGCAGUGACUGCAUUAACCCCUUAAGGACCAAACUUCUGGAAUAAAAGGGAAUCAUGACAUGUCACAUGUGUGAUUCCCUUUUUUUCCAGAAGUUUGGUCCUUAAGGGGUUAAGAUAAUAAUGCAAAAGGAGAUCUCUCAAAGAUUUUGCACUUCAUAUCAGUAUUUCCCAUCAAAACUUACCGGUACAUGUAUGUGAGCUAUUAAAUAUUUGUCUUUAAUUGUUAAAUUGAUACCUAUUUUUGGCAACUUUGCAUCUAUUAGUUUCAUUUUAAUGCUUGACCUGUCAGGCAUGCCUUAGAUACAUCAGAAUAUCUUGCAUCUGUAGGUUUUACACUGAAAUAGUCAGCCCCUGUGGCUAUAUUGCGAACUCCUCCCCUUUACAAACAUAACACUUCUAACCACACCCAUAUUCUAUGGAAACCACUCCACCCCCAACCCAGGUCACAUGUCACCAAUUUCCUACAGUGCCAUAUAUGUGCCCAGCUUCCCAGUGCCGCCUGUCCUCAUACAGCUUCCCAGUGCCUUUUUUUGGUCUCAAUAUAGCUAAUUAGUGCCAUCUUGGUCUCAAAUUAUCUUUGUCCCCAUCUUAGCAGUGUCAUUCUUGUGUCCAAAUCACUGACCAGUGUCAUUGUUGUCCCAAAAUUGCUAAUCAGUGACAUUUCUUUACCUUUAGAGAGCUUUUCAGCUGGUAGUGUUUUUGCAUCAACUGUGUGUAAGCAGGGUUUAUCUUGCAGAGAGUCAAUGUAUUUGGAAUGCAGAAAUGUAUUUAUCGAUGAGUGUGAAUUCAAAUGAAUAUUUGUGUAUAUAUUAAUGUGUACAGAUGCAGUUAUUGAAUAUUUGUAUGAAAUGUGUUACUGCAAGAAUGUAUUUGUAAGACGUGUGUAUAUUUGUAUGUAUGAGUGUCCUUCACUGGACGUUAUUGUGUGUGCAUGCAUUGUUUUUUUUUUUUCAACAGCUGUCUGCUAUUAUAGCCAGGAGCUCCUGCUUAGGAGCUUACUUUACUUUCCUAAGCCAUGACCUGUUGAGCUCAUCAAAUGAUCACACUCAGCCAAUGAGCUGAGCUGUGCACUGCCGGACUUAGCACAAUGAAGUAAGCUUCUAGUAUAGGUGAGGUGUGGAGCAGCAUCUGGUGGACCCCAUUAUGCUCCCUUUCCUCCUGUGCACAGCUGGUGGGAAGAAGCUCCCAGCACAUCGCAUAUAAAAAGUUCAACAUUGGGAUGCUCUAGUCUAAGCAAUCUUUGUACCAUAAACAUUCCAGCAUGCUUAAGUGGAGUGUAGUGCUUGGAGUUUUCCAUUAAAAAACAGGAGAUCAUACUGCUAGCAUGUGAAAGUCUGAUUUUAACAGUAUUUUAUGUUUUGUGAAUGUUAUUGAUCCCAAGUAAAUGUGUAUGUGCCUAACGUGUUUCUAAAGACUUUAGCAAUCUGUUCUCUAGAAAAUAUGUUGUAAACUUGCGCAUUGGUAAUUUAAAUAACUCUUUAUGGAUCUAUGAAAGAGUUCCCUUUAUUUUAUUUAUUUAUUUAUUUUGAGCACAUCUCCCAAAUGACGCAAAUGAAAGUGUUUUGUAGCAGAACAUAUCCUUAGAAAACAGGUUUUCAAAUAUUUAUGUAGCGACACAAAAGUUUAUAACUUCACUUAUCAUAACAAGCUUGGUUUAUAGUUGUUGACAGAUUUUAGACUUGCAAAAUGUCAGAUGUGAAUAGGCUGAAGAAUGAAAAAAUUUAAAGACCGUAAGUUCGUUUGUGCAGGGUUCUCUCAACAGUUUAUUCCUGUAUUGUCCAUCUUGUCUUGUUGCACCCAGCUUGUCCACCUGUAGUACAGUUCUAUAUUGUAUAUUGGUAUGUAUAAACAGUUGUAAUCAAAAUUAUUCAACCCCCAAUGAAAACCAGGUUUAUUGUCCAAAUCUAGACUUUCAGCUGCUUGCAAUGAACAAAUCAAACAAAAGCAAUUGAAAUAGCUCAACACAACCUAUGCUUCAACAAAUGCUUUCGUUUCCCCAAAUUGGACUGAAAAUGCAACUUUUAUUAAAAAAAAAAUUUGUUUUCCUGAAAAGGAUUACUUAAAAAAAUAAAUAAAUAAAAAAAAAUCUGUAAGCCAUGAGUAAAAACAAAAAACCCUUUACGUAAUCUGUACCUUGGUUACAUUAAACAUUCACUGUACAUAUUUUGCCUUUGUAUAAUCUUCAAUCAUGUAUAUCUGAUAACACUCUCCUGCAUGUGUAUACAUAGAAACAACUAAAUAUACAAAUAAAUGCAGUGUGGAUUGUUUGCAUCUUUGAACUCACUGGACAGACUUCAUUGGUGUUUUGAAGAACGAUGUGAAUGUAAAAAUAGCAGUUAAACAAGAUGGUGUGAAUUGUUUAGUCAGUUAUCCUUUGUGUGAGCAGCCCGCAAACUUUACCCUAUGUGUUUCAGCUUGUAACCAUCUAUUUAAUCUUUUCAAUCCCAUGUGUCAGUCUACUCCUAUAACUCUUAUUAGAUAUUUAGUACACUUUUUAAUGGUAGCCUGGCACCAAAACCACUGCGUGUUGUGAUUUUGGUGGUAAAACCCUGUCCCUGCUGUCUGACAAAUAUAAACAUUUUUGUCUGUGCGAAAUUGCAAUGUUUGUAUUUGUAAUAAAGGAUACUUUUCAUGGCUGUCAGACAGCCUCUAGAGACACUACCUCUAUCACUAUCAAGAUUAUCAAUAUUUCAAAGUUUCAUGUUAUCAUUGCUGAACAAUUUUGUUUAGAAGCAUUGGAUUUAAAGUAACUCUAAACACCAGAAUCACUACAGCUUAAUGUAGUGGUUUUGGUGCAAAUAGCCUGUCUCUGCAAUUUUAAUUUCUAAAGAUUACUUUUUCUGUAAAACGGCAGUGUUUUUUUAUCUGUCUCUUAGAACACCUCUUAUGGCUGUCCUUCAGGUGACCAUUAGAGCUGCUUCUGUUUACAAUUGAUCUUGAUUAUAUCUGUCAAUUCAAAUGGUUUCCAUAGGAAAGCUUUGAGAGGCAAAUGCACAUGCUUGUCUGAUCACUGCACCUGUCAGAUGGUCUCUAUGAGGUCAUCUGAUUGAAAUAGCAGAGUUUUACUCUGGUAUUACAGAGGAAGUGCUUAUCACUAUAGGCAUUUAUGCCACAUAAUGUAAAGGGUUAAAACUACAAGGACAUUGCACCCAGAUCACUUAAUUGAGAUGAAGCGCUUUGGGUGCCUGUACUAUCUCUUUAAUCAGUGCAAUGGAGGCAUCUUUCUAAAGAAACACAAAAUGGAGGAAUAAAGUAAACAGAGUGCAGGUCAGGAGUCUGGAUAAAAGUCAAGGGCUCAUGAGCUGCACCACUGUAACCACCUAAUAGGGAGCUCCAAUGAGGGGGUAACCCCCCCCAAAAUAUGUAGGUAAUGUGUAGAGUCCCACAAGGAGAAACCAGCAUGAGGAGAGCUCCACUGUAUAAGAAAUAAGGAAGGGAGGCUCCUGACGACGGCGUUUUGAACACGCCAAAACGCACAUCGAGCAUUUUCUUUUUCUUUAAUCUCUGCACUUGGUAGCACUUUUUUUUUAUUUUUCUUACCACUAUGGUUAUUUAUUUUUAGGUGUUUAUUUAUAACUUUAGUAGGGAGAGUUGGUUCAGGUAGACACUAGUGGUUAGACCACGGUGUCGAGGUAACUUUUAGGGUGUAUUGAGAGAUUUUUAUUUUUUUUUGUGUGUGAGGCUUUUCAUCUGCAUUUAGGUCUGAUUACCCUGUCCCUUGUUCUCUGGGGACCCUGUGCCCCUUCUCUCUCCUUAACCUAGUUAGUCAGUCGGACACUAGGGGAACUGGAACUUAGGUGCUAGCUAGUAUUCCAGUCAAUUGAUCCCCUGGGCACCGUUUAGUAGAUCUCCCUUUUUUUCAAGCUAUACUUUUUGUUUGCAUAUCCCUUUUUAUCCUUCGAUUGAUUAACGGUAGGGCCUCCCUUCCUCAUUUCUUAUACAGUGGAGCUCUCCUGAUGUUGGUUUCCCCUUGUGGGACUCUACACAUCACCUACUCUUAUUAUCUUUCUAAAGAAGUUUUUUUACAAACUUUGAGAUCUAUUAUAUUACAUUUGAAGAUUGGUUCACCAAGCUAAGUUUAUGUCUGUAAUUUAGGUCUCUGUCUAAAAAGAUAGAAGAAAUUGAGUGAUAUUUUUCUGUGGAAUAAAUGAGGAGGACCCUAGCUUGUUUCCCAUAAAGUCUUCAGUUAGUCUUGGUAUUAACAGUCAAACUCUUUUUUUUAUUUUAUUUUUAUUUUUUUACUGACAACAGGCAGUGCACUGGCAGCAAAAGUAUUUUAACUCUAUUGUUAUAUAGAAUCAAACAUUAAAAUAGAUAUUUAGAGUCCUAGUUUUCAUUGAAAGUGCUGCAGCUCCAAAAAUGCAACAGGAUAUUGAUAUAAACUAAUAAUGUUACUUUGUCUUUUUGGUGCAUGUAUGUAUUAAACAAAAAGUAUCAAUUUGUUAGAUUUUUGUUUCUGUACACAAUCACUUGCAAUAAUUGUCUGGAGGAUUAUUUAAAAUAUUUAUAGAACUGCCCAGGGCAUCGUUGCUGCGCUGCUAUGUGUGACGUUCCCCAGCUUCCUUUCUCUGUCACCUGAGGGAUUACAUGUUUAUUGCUUGAGAAGGAAUACAUAACCCAGUUUGUGAUCCUAAAAGGUGCUAAGCAGCAUUGAUGCAUGAAACUUAAUAAUGGUGUUUAAUCCUUCAUGGCAUUAAAAGGACACUGUAUAGUCACCAGAACUACAGCUUAAUGUAGUUGCUCUGGUGAGUAAAAUCAUUGUAUGCAGGCAUUUUCAUGCAAACACUGCCUUUUUAGAGAAAAGGCAGUGUUUACGUUGCCCCUAGGGACACCUCCAAUUGGCCACUGGAGGUGCAUCCUGGGACAGUGCUGCAUAGUAGGCAGCACUGCAGAUCAACGUCUCCACACCCUGAAUGGGGACGCUGAGUUUUCCGCAUAGAAAUGCAUUGAUUUUAUGUAACUAUGAGGAGGUGCUGAUUGGACAAAAGAUGUUUGGCCCCACCCCAUGCGGAUUUCAGCCAAUCCAAUGCUUUCCCAUGGGAAAGCAUUGGAUUGGCUAAAAAUCGUCAAUUCAGAUGUCACCAAGGGGGCGGGGCCAGCGCCGGGGGACCCACAUAGCACUGGAAAUAAGAUUUUAUUAACUUUUAAGGGGGGGCAAGCCACCUAAAUGGUGGGUUUUGCACUAUAGGGUCAGAAAUACAUGUUUGUGUUUCUGACUCUAUAGUGAUCCUUUAAGAAGUAGUGGUGCAAACUUAACUGAUAAAUGGAUAAUUCAAGACAUUGGGCUCAGGUGUCUACUUGGGCGAGGCACUGCUUGACCAGGUGUACACUUCUUUUCAUGGCUUCAGUGUUCUUAAAAUAUAGUUGUUGGAUAGACUAAUAGUGUUGGGGAUUCCAGAUCAAUGUAAUGCUCUCAUACUUGAUUAGAAGUGUAAAAACAGUGACAGUUGUUACAUUUAACAUAUUGCAUUACUCUAAACAGUUGAGCAAGGAUUAAGUCAUAUCCCAUUCUGUUAUGACAUACUCGGCACGUCAUUAGUCAGUACGUUUAAAAUAUGUUUUGUGGGGUUUUUUUUUUGUCUUUGCUAAACUACCGUUGAAAAUCAGAUUUCAAAAUUAAGGUCAAUAAAUAUUGUCAAUAGAAAUUUUGCCUUUUGCAGUUCCGUUUUCAGUUUGCCAAAAUUUAUUUUCUAAAGUAAUUAUUCUUCACAAACUUUGUAAAGUUACUUCUGUGCAUUUUAUAAAAAAUGUGCUGAAAUGUUUUUCAUUCUGAUUAAGAGUGGACCAUAAAACUCAUGGCUUAUGUAGCUUGGGGAAAUAUACAAAUUGUUCUGUUAAAAUCAGGGAUUAGAAUUUAAAGGAGAACUGUCACAUCAACACUAACAAUAAUGAUCCUUUAAUCAAUUAAUGAAGAAAAAUAGGUUCAUUGGUAAAUUAAGUGUAUGUAAAAUAAAUUUUAAAAAUAGAGAAACUCAUCCCUACUUUUAGUAUAUAACUGGUUCCUUCUGCCAUGUAUGCAUGCACCUUGGGUCAGACAGUGUUUGGAAAUCAAGUCUAUAUGGUCUUCCCUGCUUCACAUUGCAGUGGCAUCAUCUGACUGACUGUCAAAUUCAAAAGAUGCAUGUACAUGGCUGAAGGACCCUGUCAUAUACUACAGGUAGGAAUUAGUUUUUUUUCUAAUAUAGUAGAUUUUUUUAUUUUUUGGUUAAAUGAAGAAAAACUAUUUCCUUUUCAAAAGUUGAUGAAAGAUGUUAGUGUUGAGGUGACUGGUUUUUCUUUUAAAGUUCUGCUCUACUAGCCAGGCCUUAAAAGUUAUUUGCCACUGCAAGUCUGGAGAAUUCAUAGCAACAAACUUUCUUCUUGUUAGGGCUGAAUUUCUAGUAGCGAGUAGAAGUUUUGAGAACUGGUUAAAAUGCUGUGGUGCAGCCUGGCUCUAAAACCUAUUAAACUCUACUGUGAUUUCUUGACCAUUACCUAUUUUUAGAAUAAAUUUCAGAUUUGUAUUCAUAUUAUCUCAUGUCAAACUAUUUCUUGUCUUACAGGCAUUUCUUAUCAACAGUGAAAAUGCAUUUCUUACUUGCAUUGGAAAUUCAAUUAUGAAAGAAACCUGACAGCCAAAGCUUCAGGAAACUUUUCUACUUGGUACAGCAUGGCAGGUUUCAAGAGAGGAUAUGAUGGGAAGAUAGCUGGACUUUAUGACCUGGAUAAAACCUUGGGUCGGGGACACUUUGCUGUUGUCAAACUUGCUCGCCAUGUCUUCACUGGUGAAAAGGUAGCUGUUAAGGUCAUCGACAAGACCAAACUAGACUCUCUGGCCACAGGGCAUCUUUUCCAAGAAGUUAGAUGCAUGAAACUGGUGCAACACCCCAAUAUAGUUCGCUUGUAUGAAGUCAUUGAUACACAGACCAAAUUGUAUUUAAUUUUGGAACUUGGUGAUGGAGGUGAUAUGUAUGAUUACAUAAUGAAGCAUGAAGAAGGUCUCAGCGAGGAUUUGGCCAAAAAAUACUUUGCUCAGAUCGUUCAUGCAAUAUCUUACUGCCAUAAAUUGCAUGUUGUGCAUAGAGAUCUAAAACCAGAGAAUGUGGUCUUUUUUGAAAAGCAGGGUCUUGUGAAAUUGACAGAUUUUGGCUUUAGCAACAAGUUCCAGCCUGGGAAAAAACUAACAACAAGCUGUGGAUCGCUUGCUUAUUCUGCACCAGAGAUACUGCUUGGAGAUGAGUACGAUGCUCCCGCAGUAGGUAUGUAUAUCCAUUUUAUAACCAAUUUGUUAUAUAUCUUGGAUUUUUGGCACGUUGCAUUGUUAAUGCUCUAGUUGAACAGGAAAAUAUUUUAUUUCAUGUAAUAAAUAAAUAUAUAUAUAAUUUUUUUUUUUUUUUUUAUGCUUGUGUCCUUGCACUCAGUCUAAACCAAGUUGAUUAAUUGAUUAAGCCAUAGCCAAAAAGUAUACAAGUGAAAACAUGGCUUGCUGUCACGGUCUUGAAAUGUAAAAAAGUUCUUCUUUAUUCAAAACGUAUCCAUAAAAUCGUCACACCAACGUUUCAGCCCUCAUCCAGGGCUUUCCUCAGUUCAUCCUGAGGAAAGCCCCGGACGAGGGCUGAAACGUUGGUGUGACGAUUUUAUGGAUACGUUUUGAAUAAAGAAGAACUUUUUUACAUUUCAAGACCGUGAGUGCAAGCCAUUUUUUGUGUGUGUGUGUGUAUAUGUGUGUAUGUAUAUAUAUAUAUAUAUAUAUAUAUAUAUAUAUAUAUAUAUAUAUAUAUAUAUAUAUAUAUAUAUAUAUAUUUAAGCACACAUGUCUUGCUCCUAAUUGGGAUAUUUUUUUGGAAGUCUCAUUAUCUCAAGCUACUGUUAUUGUGCCUAUCUGGGAAAUAUCAUUAGCUUGAAGCCUGCAAAGUAUGUUUGAAUCGAUGGGCUUGAUAGAUACAGGUUUAGUCACUUAUCUGGGAUUUUUGGAUAAUUUGUGAAUGACACCACCAGAAAGUAACUGGACUGGUUGUCUGACAGCUAGGAGAUAUAAGAUGAUUAAUUUAUACAAGUACUAAUUGCUAUUGAAGUCUGAACUUUUUGUAUAAAGAAAAAGAAAAGGACACACACAAAGCACUUAGGAAGCGAAGUGCUUUAGGGGUCUGGGGUGUAACUUUUAGCAAUCUAAGCUGCCUAGGACAAAACAUUAUUGGCUAACCCGGUGAAAUACAGUAGACUACUCUAUACACCAAGGGUGCCCAAACGGUAGAUCCCCAGAUGUUGUUGUACAACUACAACUCCUUGGAUACUUUUCGUGCUUUUAGAAUGACAAAGAAUCAUGGAAGAUGUAGUUUUAGAACAUCUGGGGUAAACUGAUUUUAUUUAUUUUGAUUUUGUAAUUGUAAGCACAUUGCCUUCCUGACCACCAGCCUGUAUACAGUAGCUAAGGGCGUUGCAGUACCAUUUCCAUUAUAAUUUCAGUUUGAAGCCUUCCCAGGCUACAACUCUUGAUGCCCAUUCCUUCUUGACUGCAAACCCCAUUAUCCACUAUAUCUCCAAUUUUCCACUCUUCUCUAAUAUACUUUACCUUGUAAAAUAGAAAUUAAGAUCACUAUAUAAUGUAAUUACAAGGGAAAUUGGUCAUUGAUUUAUUGACCUGGCUUUUUUAAUUUGCUUUGUUGCAUUUGUUUAGCUUUGAGUUGAUUUUUGCUUUAAAAACUCACAAAUUAACUUCUCAUAUUGUGCUGCUGCUAGGUUUUAAAGGAUUACUAUAGGGUCAGGAACACACACACGUAUUCCUGACCCUAUAGUGUUUAACCUACCAUUUAGGUGGCUUGCCCCCCCCAAUAAAAGUUUUUAAAUGCGCCUUAUUUCCAGUGACGCACGGGUCCACUGGCGCUGGCAGCUUUUUAGCCAAUCCAAUGCUUUCCCUAUUUCCCAUAGGGGAAAGCAUUGGAUUGGCUAUAAUUGGCAUGGGGGGCGAGGCCAACUGCCCUUUUGGCCAAUCAGGACCUCCUCAUAGAGAUGCAAUGAAUCAGUGCAUCUCUAUGAGGAAUAUUCUGUGUCUCCAUGCAGAGCGUGGGGAUGCUGAAUGGCCGGGCGGCUCACUGCAGCCCUGAGCCAGGAAGCACUCCAGUGGCCAUCUAAGGAGUGGCCACUUGGAGGUGUCCCUAGGGGCAAUGUAAACACUGCCUUUUCUCUGAAAAGGCAGUGUUUGCAAGAAAAUGUCUGAAGGGAGCUAUUAACAUUAAGCUGUAGUUGUUCUGGUGAUUAUUGUGCCCCUCUAAUGUUUGACUCAACUUCUUAUUUCUAAUAUGAACAGAGCAUUGUCAGUUUGGAGGUAUGGCCUAAAUUGUAACUAUUUAAAAAGGGAGUGACAGAGGACUGGUACAGUGUUGUUCAGCCACCAUACAUUAUUUGAACGCCCUUAUUUUUCUAAUAGACAAUGGGCUUUUAUGUUUGUCAGUGGACUAGAGUAAAACCUAUAGUCGAUAUUUUAUAGAAUCUACAUUUUAUGAAAUUAUUUUUUUUUUCUUCUUCUAGUAAUUUUCUAGUUUCCUUUUAUAGUGUUGCUGCUUUUAUUUUAGUUUUCAUAACACUGGCUGAUACGGGAGCUCAUAAAAAGAAGCUCUUGGUCUGUUUUUUUUUUUUUUAAACUGGUGCAGACCGCUAGCAAUAUUUACCUGCUGUCCAGUGUUCUCUGGUGAAUCAGGAUGCAGCUACAAUGGGACAUCACUCGAUUCCAUGUGGACACUUAAUUAAGUGACUUUGUAGUUCUUCCCAGCCUUACACUACCCCCUUUAAACCCUUUAGAGUGAACCUGUAGUGACGAGUAUAGGUAUGCAGUUUUUUAACCAUCUGAGUUUACUCGUGUUCUAAAAUUAAGUGUUUAUUUCCUUAAUAGUAUUAAAAGCUCAUAGUUUAAUAUAUUUCCAUUAUCCCUGCCGAGAGCAUCAAUCAUAUUUUUAGUGGAUUCUAAACUUUCUAAUAGACACAUCUCCUGUUUGGGAAGCACAGACUUUCUUUCCAUAACCAACUAAAAGCUCCCAACACCUUAUGUUGCCUUUAUGAUACAUAAAUAAAACAUAUCUGUUCUUUGUUUCUAUCUCCAUUCUCAGACUGCCUUUCCAAAGCUACUGCAAUAAAUCAUUCUGGCUGUUUCUCUCAACUCUGCUGGUGCUGCUUUCACAUAGAGCUUGCAUCUCCUCUUUCUUUCCCUUGCAGGCAUUGCUUUUCCAUAGGCUGAAGGCAAGCUAGAUAUGCCCAGACAUGCAGAGCACAGCCUUCUUAGCUCUGUUGCGAUCUGCACAGACUGAACUGAGAGAAGGAGGAAAGGGCUGUUGUUUUUAUUUAUUUUUAAAUUCUUUAUUUUGUUGUGCCAAAGUUAACAUAUAGACUCAUGAAGACAUUUUAUCAAGAUUUUAGUCUGCAUGGGAAGUAAAAAAUGUCAUGAAUAAAGUUAUUUUUAUAAUAUAAAGUAGAGUAUACAAGUGUGUGUCAAGAAAUAUAAUGAAGGAAAAUGCAUGCUGAGCCUACUGAUCUUACAACGCAGUAGUGUCGUGGGAGAAUGGAGAAUCAGCCACAUUUCCUGCACGAGCAGGCUUCCAGCUGUACCAGCAGCAAUCACCAGCUACUAUUACGGAGAGCUACUAUCGGGAUCAAGAGGGAGAUGGCUGUGUCACUGAAUUGCAGAGGGACUCUAUUGAAGGUUCUUGGCUUUGGCAAAACUCCAUAAAUCUACCUUAAAAUCAAAGAGCCUCCACAACAUGCAUCUUGCUCUGUCAGCUGCCAAGCCCCGCCCUGAAAGGGCUGUUUUAAAUCUGAUUUUAAAGACGUGUAACACUUUCAUAGAAAUUGUUGUAGUACGUUCUCCGUUCCUAUACUGCCUAGCCAGUGCUAGCAGUUAUAUUCUUUUUUUUUUUUCUUAGUCCCAGUUCCACCUAUUACCAUGGCAAUCAGAGCAUAUGCUGUGGUUGGGUGGAGAGCAGAGAGACCUCCUGUGGGAGGUUUCUUCUUCUCCCGGUCUCUCAAUUCCUCUGGAGUGAGAGAGAUGAAAGAAAAACCUAUCUUUAAAUAGUUUUUUCCUCCUAAUCUAAACAUUUGUUAGCAAAACUGCUAGCAUAAUAUAUAGAUCAAUUUUAAGCUCUUUUAUAUAGAGCUUUAUAUUUAUAGAGUUUUAUAUUUGAGUUUUCUAUUAAGGGAAACAUGAAAAUGUAGAUAUUACCCUUUCCUUUCCCCCCUGCACGUAUGUGCUGUUAGUGUGUUUAGACGUAACACCGUGAAUAGUAGAUAGGUCUGGGGGGGGGAAAAAAAAAAUCCAUUGAUUGUCUGAUACUUGCUCCUGGAUUCUAAGGAAUAUUGUUUUAUUAUAUUGAAUUUUUUAAUCUCUCUAUAUAGAUAUAGAUAGAUAUAUAUAUCUCACUAUAUAAAUUCCUGACAGAGAAAAUUCCUCACUAUUUUUAUAUAUCUUUUCAUAGUAUGUUCUCUACUCAAAAUUUUUAUUAAAUCUCUGGACGCUGUUGGUCUGGGCUCAGUGCCUACAGCCAGAAUAAGUAAAUGCUCUUAUAUUUUGAGGAGUACAAAGCUUAGCUCUUUGUGCUUUCACUAGCUGAAUCUUAAAAGCAUGGGUUACUUAAUGUGGAUGUAUGUGCUUUUACCUUCUGCAAACAUCACCUGCCUAAGUGUAUAUGGCCACUGCAUGAACUAUGGGUAUACCUGCUUCGUGUAAAGUUUUUGAACAUGAAAUUCAUAUUUCGUUUAAUUAUGUUUUGAGCUCCCUACUGGGUUUCCAAUGUGUUUUGGCAGACCUUUAUAGUAAACAUGGUAUCUAUGGAUGGAUAUAAUUGUUUUUUGUUACUUAUUUUUCGAAUUCCAAACACAUUUUAUAACUUUAGUUUGUAUGCUAUUUACUUUUAAAGCAGCAUUUUAGGGUGGAGCAAUCCGCCUUUUCAUCAUGAACAAUAAACUCCUGUGUUUACUCCCAGUAGUUAUUUACUAAUAAAAUAUUUUACCAGGAAGGAUACAAUGAGAUAUUCUCAUUUUCAAGUAUGUCCUGGGACCACAAACACUGCAUUGUUCAAUAAUACUUGGGCAUCUUCUAAAAAUGUAAUUUAUUUAUUUAGCAGUAUUAAUUUUUGUUUUGUUAAUACGGUUUUCCAUUUGAGCAGACCUUAUUGGCAUAGUGAUCCCCUUUUCCCCAAAAUAACAUCAAAGAAAGAAAACAUCCUAUGUUGUCAGGUAAAGGCUAACGUCUCCCUCUUCCGGUAAUGUUCCCCCCCUUUACUGCAGGUGGAGAUAUGUCCUAGAGUAUGUGUUAUGGGGAGAGAGGUGCCAAAGAUGCACCGAUGUAAUUUUAGCCUGCCCGCAAUUCUCACUGUGCGUCUGACUUUCUCCACUAUAAAUUUAUGCUUCACUCAUUCAGCUUGGCUCUUACCUCUGCAAAAGUAAAUUACUUCAAUACACUCAUAACCACACUCUCCCACAAACCCAAACGACUGUUUCGCACAUUUAACACUCUUCUUCGCCCUAUUGUUCCUCUUCCACCUACUAACUUGACCGCCUCAGACUUUGCAACUCACUUCACUGACAAGAUCUCUACAAUCAAGGAAGAGUUCUCUCAUCUGUCUUCUUCCCCUUACAAUACUUUCCAUUACCUCACUCCCUCUCUUGUUCUUUGUUCAUUCGCACCUGCUACAGCAGAAGAGGUUUCUGCUCUGCUCCAGUCCUCCCGCCCUACCACCUGCUACUUAGAUCUAGUUACCUUGCAUCCGUACUCUGUCGUCUUCUUUCUCUACCUUUCACUAAAAUUCUCAAUCUCUCAUUUUCUCCCCUCUGGCAGAUUUCCAUCGCCCUUCAAACAUGCAACUAUAACCCCAAUUCUAAAGAAGCCCAACCUUGACCCGAACUCCCCGUCCAACUACCGUCCUAUCUAGCUACUGCCUUUUGCAUCCAAGAUCAUUGAAAGAGUUGUGUAUGCGAGACUGAUAGACUUCCUCGAGUCCAGUUCACUGCUAGACCCACUUCAGUCUUGUUUCCGCACUAAGCACUCUGUAGAAACAGCACUGACCAAAGUAUCCAAUUAUCUACUCGCUGCAAAAUCUUGUGGUCAGUACUCUAUCCUAAUUCUCCUUGACCUUUCUGCAGCUUAUGACACUGUUGAUCAUCAACAGCUUCUUCUCAUCCUCCGCAUAUCGGUCUACAAGAUAUUGCUCUCUCCUGGAGCCACUCCUACCUCUCCCAGCGCUCUUUCAGUGUUUCUUUCUCUGGCUUUACUUCUUCUCCCCAACUCCUCUUUGUUGGUGUCCCUCAAGGUUCAGUCCUUGGUCCCCCUACUGUUCUCCAUCUAAACUGCCUCCCUUGGUAAAAUUAGCUCCUUUGGCUUCAAAUAUAAUUUCUAUGCGGAUGACAUGCAAAUCUAUCUGUCCAGUCCUGAUCACUCCCUGUCCCUCUUGACUACCGUCUCUAACUGCCUCUCUGCUAUUUCUAACUGAAUGGCUGCCCACUUCCUUAAACUCAACUUGACCAAAACUGAAAUUCUGGGCUUUCCUCCCUCAAGUGUUGAUACUCCUGUGUCUGUCUCCCUCCAAGUCAACGGUGCUACCAUCUGCUCCACCACGCAGGCUCGCUGCCUAGGUGUUCUCUUUAACGCCGACCUCUCCUUCAUGCCUCAUGUUCAGUCUAUCGCCAAAUCCUGCCGCUUCCAUCUCAAAAACAUUGCGCACAUCCAACCCUACUUAACGCUGGAUGCGUCUAAGGUGCUGGUCCAUUCCACUGUCCUUUCUCACCUUGACUACUGUAAUCUGCUUCUCAGUGGUCUUAUGUGCUCCCAACUUGCACAGUUACAGUCCAUAAUGAAUACGACGGCGAGGUUCAUCUUCCUGUCUGCUUACACCACCCACGCCUCACCCUUCUGUCAGUUCCUACAUUGGCUUCCUGUAAGAUGUAGGGCACAAUUUAAAAUUCUGGUUAUUGGUUUCAAAUUUCUGCAUAAUGCUGCUCCCACCUAUCUAUCCUCCCUAAUACACAAGUAUGUCCCAUCUAGGCCCUUAUGCUCUGCUGAAGACUUACGUCUAUCUUCUUCUGUCCCUACUCCCACCUCUGAUGCUCGCCUUCAAGACUUCUCAAGGGCUGCACCAUUCCUGUGGAACUCACUUCCCUCCUCUGUUAGAUGCCCACCCAGUCUCCACUCCUUCAAAAAAUUAUUAAAAACCCACUUUUUAAAAGCAUAUCAAUUAAACUGUUAAUAGCUCUCGACUGAUUCGUCUCUUGCAACUGUCAUUAGUCUAAUACUAUCCUUACCUUUUGUGUCACUUUACCCCACUCCCUCUAGCAUGUAAGCGCAGGGCCCUCAACCUCUCUGUUCCUGUGUGUCCAACUUGUCUGGUUACAACAACAUGUUUGUUUGUCCACCCACUGUAAAGCUCUGUGGAAUUUGUUGGCGCUAUAUAAAUAACAUUUUAAAAGGUUGCUAAAUAUGCUGCCAGAGGUGGAGUUGUACUUCUGGCAGCAAAGUUCUUUAGCUCUGUAGAUGAAGGGUUACAAAACAUUUUCAGGUAAGUAAAACCUUCCUUUCACUUUACCACCUAGCCACAGCACAGCAAGUGAAGGUGUCACCAUAUUUUGCAAAGACCCCAUUUGGUGACACAAUCGCUUUAAUAUUAUCAUAAAAACAUUUUAGUUAUCUUACUUGUAUUCAUAUACAGUGGGACCUCUGUUUACAAACGCCUCGGUUAACAUAAUUUUUGGUUUACAAAUGAAAAUCCAUUGAAAAUAAUGCCUCAGUGUACAAAUUUUUUUCGCACUAAAAAAGCAAGUUUCCCCAGGAUGCAUUGCACCUGGGAGGUUUAUAGCACGGCUCCCUGCAUGCUGGAGCCUGUGGGUAGCACACGGCGACGAGUGUGGAGGUGUUGGAGCGGCUUUUGCAUUGAGUUUUGGAGCCAUUUUGGCAAAUGUUUGCAGUUGUUUUGCGACUUUUUGGUGCAUUUCUCAAGCUGUGGAAAGGUAGGGAGCUGAGCUUCAUCGUUUGCAGAACACACAAUAAAGGGCAUGCAUUGUGGGUUCGUUUCCAUGCCAGCUCAUUUUGACUUUUUUUUUUCUGACCUCCAGAACGUUAAAAUGUUUUCAAUGCAUUCCUAUGGGAAACCGCAUUUCGGUUUACAAAUCUUUCGCAUUAAGAAACGUCCCGGAGAACGCAUUAACUUUGUAAAUUGAGGUCCCACUGUAUUAAAAAUAUCUGCACUAAAUGCUUGAUUUCUGGUUCUUUUUUUAAUUGGGGGGAACAACAAAGGAUUGGAGCAGCAUCACAAUGCAAGAAUGAAUGCUAAAAUAAAAACCAUUUGAAAGAAUUUAUGUGCUCCCUUCUGAUGCUGUUAUAUGUUGGCAUGUAGUAUAUUAUUCAGAUUACCUGCAUUAUAUCUCAAACCUUUGAAUAUUAAAUAAUGAGGGGUGGGGCUGGGUUGAUAAUUAGAAGUAAAAUGUCAUGCUACCUCAUUUUAACACCGUGGAAUUUGAAUUUAGUCUUGGCAAUAAUAGUUCAAGGCGCGCUAUAGUGUUAUGUGCCUUUAACUAGACCAUCAGUAACACAUUGUUAUAGAGAUAGAAAACAAAAACUGAAAUUUGCCAUUCACAGCUGCAGAUUGCCAAAAUAUUUUGGGAAAUUGUUUGGCUAAAUUUAUUACGUAAUCCAGGAUGUUUUGUUUCUGCAACAACUGUGUAUUUAAGCAUUAUGUAUUUUGAAAUCUUCUGAGUUUCUUCAGUUCUUGCUGAAAUAUUCAUCUUGUUUCUUGCCUCUUAGGCUUCUGAGAUUGUGUUCCUGGCUGCUGUCCUGUACUGGACUUCAGGAUAAGGUCUAUAACACAGUUACUCCAUGUGCAGCAGCUUAAAGCAUUGUGUGAAAUUUGCCUGAGUACUUUGUGUGCCCACACUUGUGUUAUACAUAAGAUUCCUUCUGUUAUACUUGUUGCUGUGCAAAUGCUUUAACAGCUUUGCUUAAAGACUCGUUACAUUUCAAACUUUACAAAUCCUCUAUAAAUGGCUACUCCAAAAGAUCUUUCCGGUAUAAAAUGCACUAUGGAGAAAACAAAUAAUUCACCUGGAAUGCAUCGUUAAGUGAAGCCCCUGGCACGGACUUCCGUGAACCCUCAGUUGUCACAGGGAAUGUACGUGGUCCAAUCACAGGGCUCAGGGCACAUGCACCCAUAGUGAAGCCUAUGAUUGGUCUAUUUCACCAGCUCAGGGCACAUGCAAACAUUGGGCACCCUCAUGCAAACACAGCUCUCACACACACAGCACCCUCACACACACUGCUGCACAAUAUGCUUUCCUAGUAUUUUUGUCUCCUGGUAUCCCAACUAUGGAGACACCAGAGACAAAUUUCAAGCAAACACAGUGCAAGCAUGUUAUUAAACUUGCUUGCGCGGUGCAGAACAAAUACAGGGUCUUUUUCUCAUGCCAGAGCUCUUCAGCAGAGCUCUGCGCAUGGUCUACCCUGGAAGAGCAUUGAACAAACAUGCUCACUUUGUGAUGGGGCGUGCUUGUCAUUGGUGAUGACAAAACACACCCUAUCUUGCCCCACCCCCUUUUUAGUGGGCCGCUGUAGUUAAAAAAUGCCCGGGCCGAAUUUUCUUCCCAGUCCGGCCCUGCUUGCAGUGAUAAGUAACAUUUUUUUUUAAGCCUGGCUAGUAGUAUAGAGCUUGAAUUAAGGCCUGUAAAUUUACACAUGGCAGAGUCUGAUUUACCAAUCUACAGAUUAGUCUUUCAGUCUUGUUGCCCAUUAGGGUUGGUAGGAGUACUCCAAACAAGAGAGAAGAUUUUUUAAUAAGAGCUAAUGAAAAUGGGUAUAUAUAAUAUCAUGAAAACCACCGUAAACUCGCUCCAUCGUGGCAGUAAAUGUGCUCAAAUUUCUCAGUGCCGGCAGCAAUGUUUCUCCAAUUCUAAAAAAAUUAUUGUAGCCAACACAUCUCUUCACUGGGCAUCAAAAUAGAGGAGGGGGGGACAAAAAAAUCCCCAAAAACUAAGUGAAACUGAGAACUGAACGUAUUUCACAUCAUUAAUGGACACUUUUUUUCUCCAUACUGAUUCUCGGUGCAGAGAUGUGUUGGAUACAAUUCUUAUCACUUCUGCUUAUUAUGUUGGGCAUGACCUGCUCACAAUAUUUUUUUAAAAAUCUGCACUACAAGAACAUACACGUGUGUGUGUGUGUGUAUAUGUGUGUGUGUGUGUAUGUAUAUGUAUAUGUGUAUUAUAAUAUUAUAAUUUUGUAAGCAAAAUGGCUGCACUUAGCAGAUGGCAUCAUGUAUGUCUCAACACGGGGCGUUACCACAUCACUAUACCCUCUGUCAUGUAUUUAGAGCUAAAGUAUAUGAGUAUACUACUUAAUAUUUAUCUAGAGCUAUAUAGUACGUAAGUCCUGAAAUGAAUAACUGUCAAGUCUGAGAGUUCUCCUUAAUUCAGUAUUGCUAAAAAUAACACUGCAAUUGCUCCUCCCUGGGCAGAGUCUUGUUUGCACAAGGAUGUUUCUUCCAAUUGUAUUUGUGCUAUCAAAUAGUUUUAUUAGUAAUAAUGCAGCACUUUGAUUUUGAGGUGGCACCCUCUUAGUAUACAAAAGCUUUAUAUUAACAGGCACUUACUUAUUCCUAUGAUUUCGCUGUUUAUUUUAAAACGUUUUGUUUUUAUUUUUUUAAAAGCAGACUAAAAUAGCUGUCUUUUAGAAUAAUUGGUAACAUUGUUGCCCAUGGAUAGGACUGCUCUGCAAUGUAAUAAUGUGCAAAGAUUGUGCCCUUAGAUGUGGGACAGGGCUCGGAUUGGGACUGCCAUGUGGGGUCCAGUAUAGAAGUGUGUACAUAAACAUUUUGUGAGCAGCAGUCAUUUGGAAAUGCAUUUUUAGAACGGUAUUUGGGUCACAGGGCAAAGGAAAGUUGAACCUAAGAAGAAUUCUUAUUUUAAAGGGAAUCAGUCCUGCUUAUUUGGCCCUACACUCCCCCAUCUCUAUCUCCUUACUGAGGUGAGUGUUACAUUUCUGCCCAUCUACGCUCCUCUUCUGUUCUUUGCUGAUUUGCCCUACUUGGAGACACUUUCCCAAGCAGGGCAAGCCUCACCCAUGAUGCCGAAACACUGGCUUUGUUGCAGCUUGCUAGUAGCUAGAGAGCUACCACAGCAACCAAAGCGUAUGCCCUGUGGUUGCUAUGGGUGGAAGAGGUAUCUUCUGCCCUUCCUGUCUCUCAAUUCAUUGCUAUUGAGUGUCUGCUGAAGAAUUGAGAGAGAUUGGAGAAAAACAUAUUUUUAAAAAGAUUUUCUCCAAAUCUAUACAUUUCCUGUAUAAAUGGAAUUUCAAUCCUUUAUAAGAGCUGUAGUUAAUUGUAUCACGACAGGUUCUCUUUAACCUUAUCUAUUUCCUGUAAAGACUUUCAGAAUCUAGUUGUACACAAUCACUUAAUGGAACGCUACAUUGGAAACGAGGCACGUGUUCUGCACUGCUGUUGAGGAUGGUUGUGCUGCAUCAGGAAGUGUGGUCACAAUAUUCUCCACUUGUUUGUAAACAUAUUUUUGCUAAUUGUUUUUCAUUUUUAUUAAAGGGACUGACAUCCACAAAUAGAUGAACGCAUACUCUCUCUAAGAUGACUGCUGCAAUGUAUGCUUGUAGCUUUACUUGUAGUUAAGCACCUGUUGGCAUGGCAUUCUACCGUACCUGAUGUGCUCAUAAUGAGAUAACCAGUGUCUGCGUAUCCCAUCCAAUACGUUAUAGCAGCCAUAUUUUUAUGUGGCGAGGAACAUUGCAUACUUGGCACCAGAAACGCAUCGGGACAGCAAACUAUAGCUGGCUGUUUGUAUAGGUAGAAUUACCAGUCUGUCCUGUUUUUAGUUUUAGUGUGAAGUAUUAUUGCUUACAGAAAAGUAGGCACCUUGGUAUAGUCGGCAUUAUUUUAUUUUGUAGUGUCAACUCACAGCAUAGUGGUUUUAGUUUAUUUUUUUGGGAUCAUUCCUUUUGCACGUUAGCUCGAAUCAAACACUAGAAAGAGCAAAUGAAGUGUCCAGAGUUUCUAAAGAUAUUGCAAGGGUUUUCUUGUCACAUUUUUGCUUCAUCCUCAUAUUGCAUAUUCUUAAUGAAGAAAUGCAUGUAAACUAAUCUAUCUAAUUCUGAUUUACCCAGAAAUAGAAAAACAUGUUAUUUAAAGGUGACAUCAUUAAAAUGGAUUUUUAAGUUUUAAAUUAUUAGUGCUAAAUGGGAAGAUUCUUAUUGUGUGAAAUGUUCUAGCAUAGUGUUUGUGAUAUCAAUUUUAAUAAGUAUUGGAUCAUAUAUGAUUUGUUAUAUACAAUGGCACACUGUGCAAAGGAUGCAAUUAGAAAGUAUGUGAGCGGCAGAGGUUGGCAUGUUGAAACUAAAUGUAUUUUGAUUCUUCUUUGGUUUUUCAGCAAAUAGAAAUGAUUAGAGCUCCAGGUGUGUAAUACAUUAUAUGGGUUGUAGUCCCACAAUGGCUUUGCAGGGGUUUCUGAAUAUGAACCGGCAUCAUAAUGAAAACAAUGGCAAAAUAAUAAAAUCAGGACCUUUGGGAUUUGGAGUAUAAAAGGGUAAAAUAUUUUGUGUAGUUUUUAUUUAUAUUAUAUAUUUUCUAUAUGCAUUAACUCCGCGGUUCCCAACCCAGUCCUUAAGAACCCCUCUGACAGUCCAGGAUUUAGGGAUUGCCCAGUUGUGUCUAAGGUGUUUUUAGAAGAAAAAGAAACACUUUAGACACCAUAGAGUAAUCCCUAAAUCCUGAACUGUUAGGGAGUACUUGAGAACUGGGUUGGGAACCCUGCAUUAACUGAAAGUUACACUGCAAUUUAUAGGACAUAGACAGAGGAUUGGCACUGGAUCAGGAAUUGCAGCAUAUGUAUUAAGGAGCCAAAACUGUUAGAGUUUGGGUGCAAUAUCAUCUGCUUUUUGGGAUUUCUAUGUGGAUAGGGGGUGUAAGCCUGUCCAUGACUAUGCCAUCUUGCAAAUGAAAACUUAGUACGAAGGCUCUUAUUGGGCCUAUAGCAUUUGCAAGCUCUUUUGUUGCCGGUUAGGAUGUUAAUAUGACAAUAUACCCCCACACAUAAAGCAUCAACCCUGACCUAUGUUUCCUUGUGUGCAGUUGGCAAUGAGUUAUCAAAUUUAGAAUAAAUGCGAGUGUAUCUUUUUCUUUAUGUAAAUGUAUAACUCUGGCAUUAUAUAACACUUUUUUUUUAAUUUUAGGUGUUAAACAGAUUUACAUAUUUUAAAAGAUUCUGCUCUGGCAUUUUUAUAUUUAGUUGUACAGGGGUUGUUUUUGUUUUUUUAAAUCACUCCUGUCAAUUUCAGAUAUUUGGAGCCUUGGCGUUAUCCUCUUCAUGUUGGUUUGCGGUACUCCCCCGUUCCAAGAGGCAAAUGAUAGCGAAACACUGACUAUGAUCAUGGAUUGUAAAUACACUGUCCCCAAGCAUGUAUCCAAAGAGUGCAAGGAGUAAGUGCCAUCAUGUACCAUAUCCAAUACAAUUUACAAGCAAGCAAAAGUUGUGGGUGUUCUUUUUUUUUUAUUUUUUUUUUUUUUGUUCAUGUGUAGUGUACAAGUUUAGUACCUUUGUUACUUUUGCAGAAUUUUGUUAAGUACUUCAUUUUGUUUCACAGUUUAAUAACUCGCAUGCUCCAGAGAGAUCCUAAGCGAAGAGCAUCCCUUGAAGAAAUUGAAAAUCAUCCUUGGCUCCAGGGAGUUGACCCAUCACCUGCUACAAAGUAUAACAUCCCUCUUGUGUCCUACAAAAACCUCUCGGAAGAGGAACACAAUAGCAUCAUACAGCGCAUGGUCCUUGGUGACAUAGCAGACAGAGAUGCCAUUGUAGAGUAAGUUACAAGCCUCAUGAUACUAGUGUUUUGUUGUUUUUUUUGUUGUUGUUUUUUUCCUCUCCCUGCCCCUGCACCCGGUGGGGUGAGGGGGGACACACUCUUAAGUAUUUUCUGGAAUAGGUUUUUUGUUUUUUUUGUUUUUAGCUUUAGAAUUUAAUAUUUCUUUAUAAUCUCUUUGAAACACAUAUGCAAUAACUUCAUAGAAAAUAUCUUGUUUCUGUACAUUAGCUUUAUUGCUACUAAAUUUAGACUUAUUGUAAUGUCUCCAUUUAGUUAUGGCACUAUAUUGUGCCUUUCUGGUUGAGGUUGACACAAAUAUUGGCUAAUAAACAGAAAAAGUGCUUUGUUCACAGAUCCAAAAUGCAUGAUCUCUGCUUAAGCCCGCCCAUAAUAUGUAUUGUACGAAUACAUCAAACACCACUACAAAAAAAAUCGCUGUUCCUACCGUUCCAUAAACAUAUUCAAGCUUUGUGUCAGGAAUAUCGUGUUUUAUUUGUGGUUUCUGAAAUAUGUUUAGUCCUGACAUUUGUGUGUUCUCAAUUAAAGUGAUAUGUGUUUUAAAAUUAGUUGCUAAGAACAGGCAUGACAAAGGAAACUGAAGUAACAUUUACUGGUUAUGUUUUGGGGAAUUUCUGAGCAAAAGGAAAUCAUUUUAGCUCUGUGAUCAAUGCAAGCUAAUCUGAACUGAAAUAAAUGAAAAUAGGGGUUUCAUGGAUAAUUUGUGUUGGGUAUACCAGGUAUUUAGGCAAUUUUGUUUGCCAAGUUUCUUAGGAAUACUGCUAGAACUCUUUGUAGUUGUAAUUGCCUUGAAGUGCUCCUCUGUUCCAAAUAGAAAGGCAUUGCUCAACAUGGAGGUUAGGUGUGAUAUCUGGGGUAAUGCCAGGUUUAUUUUGAUACAUUUUAUCUAGAAGGAAAUACAUGUACAGUUGUAAUGAAAAUUAUUUAACCCCCAUUGAAAAUCAGAUUUGUCAAAAGUGACAGACUUUCAGCUGUUUGCAAUGAACAAAUUAAGUUGUCAUAAAUUGCAUUUUCAGUUGAAUUUGGGGAAACCAAUUGAAGCAUCCCUUGUGUUGAGCGAUUUCAAGUGGUUUUCCCAAAUUAAACUGAAAAUGCAACUUGUGACUUCAUUUGUUCAUUGCAAACAGCUGAAAGUCUGUAAAUUUUGACAAUAAACCUGUUGGGGGUUGAAUAAUUUUCAUUACAACUGUGUAUUAUUAUAGAGGAACAUUUUUUUUUUAUUUUUUUUUGAACAUCAGCAAAAUAAGUUUUUUUUUUUUUUUUUAUUAUUAAAAGAGUUGCAUUUCCUGUUUUCGCAGUGCCUUGGAAACCAACAAAUACAACCACAUCACCGCUACAUAUUUCCUGUUGGCUGAGAGAAUACUGCGAGAGAAACAAGAGAAAGAAAUCCAAGCGAGGUCGGCCAGUCCCAGUAACAUAAAGGCCCAAUUUAGGUACAAAUUUAUCUGUUUCUUUCUAGUUGAUUUAUGUGGUUACCAAGUGAGAAAAGGAGGGGGGAAAAUAAGUGGUUAGUAAUCUUUGACAUUACAACUUCUGUGGACCAAGAGGCUUGAAAUAACCUAGUCCAUGGUAGUUGGAGUGCUGGAGAUUAUCCAUCAUCAGUAGAAGGAUAUUAGAGGCCUCUCUUUGUAAAGGCUUGGGUGCCUUUUAAUUUUUCAAUGAUUCCUCCUGUUGUUUGCAUGUGCAUGUCCUUAGUUUACGCACGCACACAAACACCAGUUUUUACCCGCAGGGGUGUACAAAAGAUACGAUUUGAGGCUUACUUAAAGCUUUCUUUCUCUUCACAUAAAGUUAUACAGGAAAGAGCAAACCUUUUAUUAAACAUUUAUUAAUUUGCACCUUAGGAACUAAAAAAAUUUUUAAAAAAAUAAAUAUUUUCCAUCCUAAAAUUAACUGAAUUUUUUUUUUUUUUUUUCUCAGCUCCAGUUAAAUGUUCUAGCACAUUAUAAAGGGUAUAUCUAUCAAAAGCAAAAAUUUUAACUAAUUUCCUGAGUCCCUUUUGCAUCACUUUCUAUCAUAGAUACAAUAAGAAUGUGUGUUUAAGUGCAAGGGCGGAGAUGAGUCAGGCUUUCAGAGCUACUCUUAUAGUAUAGACCUACCACUCCAUUAAGGUCUAUUUUUAUUUCUGCUUAUCAUUCUUAUUUUUGUGGUGUGUUGGGCAUAAUUUUUGCGUUCCUUUCCCCCAUGCUUUGAAAUGACAAUGUUUGGUUUAUUUGGAUGAUUUUAUAUUAUUGCAUGCCCCAUUUAAUUCAUUUAGCACACAUGCAUGUGACUAACAUUUACGAUUAACAGGAGCUUGUAGAAAUAAGCUGCUUUAUUAGGCUUUUGUAAACACUGAAAUACUGACAAAUAUGUAAUCUUCAACAUACCAACAGAUGAAUAAUCUGUCAGAGUUCUUGGAAUGUAUUUACUUCUGUAAACUAUAUACUAAAAGAUAAAUAAUUUUGAUAAACACAGAGUUGGAUAAUUUGUGGCCAUGCCAUAUUCCUAAAGUGGCUUUCCUAUGCUUUUUUUUUUUUUUUUUGUUUUGAUUUAUAUUUAUUUUACUUUCAAGUGCAACAAAUGUUGUUAUAUAACAAAUAUUACAUUUGAACAUGUUUUAGUGACCUCCAAAAUGGUAUUCUGGUAUGUUAUGUUCCCAGUCAUCCUUGAUUAGACAUUACCCUUGACCUAUAUGCACAUCCCAUGGUUUCCAGUCAUCUCACUAUUAAUGUCUGUGUGUAUGGUAGGUUACGCUGUGUAACUGUAACCACGAAGUCUUAUUUUCUUGAUGCAACAUAACAUCAGCACGUUGUAGUGGCUAUGCUGCCUGGAGUGCCCUAGCACUGUUUUGUAAUAUCAAUCAGUUUAAGAAUUAUAUAAACCAGGCUCUUCUCAUUGCACAAGGACUAUGUCUUGGCUGCAUUGAAAAUGUGUAUUUUUUCAGUGACAAUUCCAUCAAACAUGAGUGACAUAAACUGGGGCUGUUCAACAAUCUCAGCCAAUUAAUAUACCAUUCCUAAGUGGUAUGCAUCUCUCUAGAUGAGCAUCAUGGGAAAUGUAGUCCAGAAACAAUUUAUGGUGUCAAGGUUAGCGAUCAUUGUUCUGUAGUAUGUAAAUGUGACAUUAAUACUAUCCUGAUCGAGUUAGGGGGGGAAAGUUUGUGCCUUGGAAAUUUUUCUCUCAUUGUAGUGUGCUUUAGUCCAGAAAAGUUGGAAGCCAUUGCUCUAGGUAAAAUAACUGCAACAGCAAGCUGUCGUGAUAUUUGUUGCUUAACGUUCUCCUCGGAACUUUCUUUCUUUUUUCUUUUUCUGCGGUUUUGAUCCUUUUACCAAUUUAAUAGAACUAACUAUUCAUGUGUUUUGCUUCUUAGGCAAUCAUGGCCAACAAAGAUUGAUGUUCCUCAAGGCCUAGAUGAUGACUUGACAGCUUCACCAAUAGCUCAUGUAGCUGUUCCACCGUCUCCUGCUCGUAGUGCAGAGAAUGUUCUGAAUGGCCACAGAAAUAAAGGUUUGGUAGAUCCAUUGAAGAAAGAGGAUGUUCCUGAUUUUGCUGGCCCAGCUGUUUCGGGGCUUCCUCCAGUUAAUCUAAACCCAACAGCUAGUGGAAGAAAAUGUCUCUUCAGGGUUGAGGAAGAUGAAGAGGAAGACGAAGAAGAAAAGAAACCACUCCCUUUGUCUACUCAAGUUGUCUUAAGACGUAAACCCUCUGUUACAAAUCGCCUCACUUCUAGGAAGAGUGCUCCUGUGCUCAACCAAAUCUUUGAGGAAGGGGAGUCUGAUGAUGAGUUUGAUAUGGACGAGAAUCUUCCACCGAAGUUAAGUCGGUUAAAAAUGAACAUAGCAUCUCCUGGGACAGUGCACAAACGAUAUCAUAGACGGAAAAGUCAAGGUCGAGGUUCCAGUUGUAGUAGUUCAGAAACUAGUGACGAUGACUCUGAAAGCCGAAGACGUCUGGAUAAAGAUAGUGGAUUUACAUAUUCCUGGCAUAGACGGGAUAGCAGUGAAGGUCCACCUGGCAAUCAAGGUGAUGGUGGAGGUCAAAGUAAACCAAGUAAUGGAAAUACUGGCGUUGACAAAACAAGUCCCAGUGAUAACAAGGGAGGUGGUAGCCCAUCUAACACAUCUGGUGGCAACUCAAACAACACAUCUGGAAAUACCCGUAACUGUGCUGGUUCUGGAAACUCUGUGCAGCAAUCACCAAGAAGUGCAGGUGAACUGGUAGAAAGUCUAAAACUAAUGAGUUUGUGCUUGGGUACCCAGCUGCAUAAUGGAGCAAAGUAUAUAAUAGACUCUCAGAAUAACCUAUCAUUUUCAAGCGUCAAAGUGCAGGAGAAAUCAAGUUGGAAAAUGUGUAUAAGCUCGAAUGGAGGUGCCAGUAAAGCUACACCCACAGGCAGCUUAAAAUUAUUUUCUGACCACAUGUCAGACACCACUAAUGAACUAGAACUCCUAAAGAACAAGAACUUUAAAAAUAAUGUAUUACAGCUACCUCUUUGCGAAAAAACGAUAUCUGUGAAUAUCCAGCGGAAUCCUAAGGAGGGACUUUUAUGUACCGCAAGCCAAACCAGUUGUUGUCAUGUUAUUUAAUAUUGGCUUAAUGUACAGAGCAUUUUGACAGCAUUCUUCAUGCUUAUGGCUGUGAACUUUUUUCUGAAUUCCAUUUUGUUGUCUUAACGGUUUUUUUUUUUUUGUUUGUUUGUUUGUUUUUUUAAAUUGUUAUUAUAGUGGGCUGUAUUGUAAUUGUAUCUUAGCUAUUAUUUAUUCCUUUUUUUUUUUGCGUGUUGCCAGAUUGGUCAGCAGUGCAUUCUAUUUGUGCAUGCUGCUGACGCCUUUUUUUUUGUUUGUUUUUUUGCUGAUUUUAUAGUGUAAAUUUUAUGUUUUAAUAAUCGGUAUUCACGUUGAGUGUAACCUUGACCAUACUGUGUGAGGAGCACUUUGAAGUUUCUUAUUCAGCACUUAAGCUAAGAAUUCCUUUUGGUUUUCUUAUGUUAAUUCCAAUCCUAAUGUCUGUGAUUGUGACAUACUUGGGUAUGUCUGAGAAAGAACCAAAGCAAUAAUCUUUUUAUGUUUAAAAACUCCCUUGGAGGGAAGGUGGGGGUGGGGGGGCCUUUCAGAAAUUCCACAGCUUGCACAUAGCAAGACGCACUGAGAUACAGUGUUCCAUUUUAUUUUCUGUCCAGUACCUGUCUAAAAAAGUGGAACCUGUUUACAGCUGCCCAAGAUAUUAAAGCAAACUAUACUCUACUGUAAUGACAAGAGACCACAUUUUUUUUUCUGUGCCCUGUCCUCUUAUCCUUAAUUUGGCUUUUCAGUAUAAUACUCGUGCAAUUUCUCAUUCAUAUGUUAUGACCUAGGGAUAUGGAAAAUAGCCAAGGAGAUUGCCAUUGACUAACUUUCUGUUCUGAAAUCAGACCUUUUAAACAUUGGCCUACAAAAAGACAAGCAGCACACGUAUUGUCAACAGAUUACCCAGGAUCGUAGUGUUCCUGCUGCUUUCAUGUUUUAGAAUCUAGCCUUGGAUUUCUUUUUCCUUUAUGGAAAAUAUAAAUCUGGAUUCCAUCUUAUUAAAGGGGCUAUAAUGAUUCAAACCGAAAUAAGGACACAUAUUGGUAAGGCCAACAAAUUAAAAUGCAAAGCUAAUAUUAUCUACUGUCAACAUUCAGAAGCAGUUGAAGCAAAUCUAUGCAAAUUCCCUAACUUUUUCGUGUGCGUGUGAUCCUGUUUUAGAUGGUGAAUUGCCAUGACUUACACUUGUUUUUGGUUCUGCUUUUCUUUCUGUGGGGCCCAGCUUGUGAGUGAAGUUGUGAACAAUUCUCCAUGAUUUACAGGCUCAUAAAUGCAGAAAUAGUCCCAAAAUGGCAACGCCCAUUACUUGGUCUAUGAGGUAGAGGUAAACUUGGUUAAUAAAAACUUCCAAGAAUAUAGAACAAUUUGUCAUUAACUUCCACUUGCACAAAAGAGCACAUUUACAGAAGAUCGAAUAUGCAUUUAAACAGUUUUGAUCUUGCAUUAUUUUCUUUCUAUAACUUCUAGCUGUAUGUAAGCAGAACAGUGCUCUAAUUGAAUAUGGCAUGCUUUACCUCUGUAUCUUUGCAGGUUUCCUUACCUGCGUUCUCUAAAAUGCAGGGUAUCUUUCAACACUAAAAAUAUAGUGGGCAAGUUGUGUAGCUUUUGACCCCAUUAUGAUAGCUGCUUUGACAGAACUGUUAUAUUAAUGUUUGCCUAAGCUUUCUAGAACUUCUUUGUGUGCUCCUUUUAUAUGAAAGCCAUUUAUAGAGAUCUAAAGCAUUUCUGUCUAAGAAACAUUGAGACUAAACUGAUGAAAAAACAUACAUAUGUUCUGCUGACAUCUGGUGUCUUUAAUCCAGGAUAGCAGUUUUGAUAAGAGGUCAGUAAGCGGUUAAAAGCAGGCAGCAGUAGUAGUAGAUCUCUAACCAAAAAGGGAAUAUUUGAUUGACAUGAGCUGUGCUCCAGCUUUUGGUGAUUUUCCUAACUUUCAGAAGUACCCUAAAUAACUUUUAAUUUUUAGUAUUUUUUAUUUUUUUUGCAAGCUUUCUAUAUGCUGUUGUGCUCUAUACUUAGUGCUCCAUAAUAGGUAUGCACAUUUGCAAAUCUAGCAUGGGUUGAAAUGUAGCAGCUCUGGGACCUGGUUCACAGCUUCUGAAAUUAACAUGGCCCGAGCAAUUACACCCUUUAAGACUACCAAAGAGCUUUAUCUUGGAAAAGAACUCUGUAGUUACACACUGGUUUUCCCAGAUAACAUGCAUUUUCAACUUCCUAUUUCCAAUGUACAAUUUCCCCACCAAAUCCUUUGAUUGGAAUACUGCAUUGACUGUACAGCUAUAGUAUUCUAAUGACUUUUAAACCAGUUUCUUCAAGGCAUUCUAGCAUUUUAUUUACAGCUUUGUUUAUUUGCUAUUUAUUUAAUACUAUAUCCUUAGACACGGUAAAGCCAUAGAACAGGUUUUGCUUUGAAUCCUUAAGCAGGGAUCUUUGUAAAUGAACAGAGGAUAUAUGAUGUUAAUCUUAACAUUUUAAUGUGUAAAAUGACCAUUUCUUAAGGGGCAUUGGCAAUAAAUUAUGUUGCAUCUGUUUUUUCCAAGCUUUGUAAAUAUAUAUAUUUUUAUUUUAUGUGCAGCCUUCAAAUGACACUUUUUAAUUGUGUUCCCAUGAGUCUGCUGUUUCAAACUGUUUAUAUAUACAUAUGUAUAUACGGUGCUCGAAUAUGAAUGGCUGUGUUGAGCGUUUAUGCAGCAUAUAGAUGUAUUAUAAUAGCCUUUUAGAUAUGUAUGAUUGACACAUGGUGUACAGAAAUUGACCUGUUUCUGCAGUUGUCCAUCAGUGAAUGAUUGUGCAUGUGAUGUCUGUCGUUGCCUAGUUCUCUAAAUGGAAGGGAAAAAUUAACCACUACAAUAAGAUACUAUUGGACCAAACUAUUAAUGUGCUCUAACCCUUUCUUGUACCCUCAUACCUUGUCUUCAGAAGUUGCAUAUAGUUACAUUAGUGUACAAAUUAAAUAUUGUGAAAAUCAAUUAGUCUUGUAUUUUCUGUAUUGUGUAUAUUAUGUAACUGGCAACCUUGUGUAGCUGAAGAUCUGAAAAUCUUAUGUAGGUGUAAGAAUAGCAUUAAGAUGAAGUUGUGUUAAAAAAUAGCAGUGUGACUAUAAAUAUCCUGAAUAAAACAAUUCAGCUGUGUCUUCAAGGCUUGAUAGAAUAGCGUAGACAAUUAUAAUGUGGACAGUGUUAGAUCGUACCUUUUCGUUUUGAAAAUGAGAGGGUUAAAAUAAACAAAAAUGCUGUGAAACAAAGUAAAAAUUCCAUAGUCCCUUUAUUUAAAAUAUCUAGGAUGUCAUGAGAACAUUAAUGUUGAGUGACCUACUUAUGGAAGUGGUCAUACCACCAAUGGAUUCUGUCCUGUUAAAGGGAUGGUGUGGAAAAGGUGUAAUGCGUCCAACUUAUGGCAAGAAUUUGUUACAUGGAAGCUGUGGCUGCCUUAACAUAAACAAUGGUAUAAAUAUACAUAUAUAUGUAUUCGCUCAAACAUUGUUUUGGAGGUUUUUAUUGACAACAAUCGAGGUUACUAUAAAUAGGGGGGAAAAAUCACCAACAAUCUAAUAUGGAUUUCAUGUAAUACUAAGUCAUAUCUUGUCCUUCCACAUAUGAUAUUAUAGCCCCAAUAUAUUAGAGUGCAUUACAGUUUUACAAAGUGUAUAUGUAGCAGCAUGUUAAAGGAACACUAUAGGGUCAGGAAUACAAAUGUGUAUUCCUGACUCUAUAGGUUUAAAAGCACUAUUUUACUAUAGUAAAAACUCACCUUUUUUCCGCUUCCUUGACGGACAUCAGAAUUGAUGAUCUCAGCCAAUCACUAUAGGAAAGCAUUGGGAUGGCUGCAAUAGUUAAUUUUGAUGAUCUUAGCCAAACACCGCCCUAGCCAAUCAUCAUCUGCUCGUAGAGACCCAUUAAAUCAAUGCAUCUCUAUGAACGUCAGUAUUGCACAGUGUGCAGCACUGACCCAAGAAGCACCUCUAGUGACUGUCUGAGGAGUGGCCACUAGAGGUGUUCCUAGGCUGUAAUGUAAACACUGCCUUUUCUCUGAAAAUACAGUGUUUACAGCAAAAAGCCUGAAGGGACAGGCUAUCGACAUCAGAACUAGUACAAUAAGCUGUAGUUGUUCUGAUGAGUGUAGGGUCGCUUAACUGACAAAGUUAAUAGAACCAAGGGAUGAAGAGGAUCCUCCACCAAUAAAAUAUGUAAUAGCUAACUAUUAGAUGACUUCCUGCUUUUCUUAGAGAUUAAAGUUAUUUUAUAGUGUUGAGCGUUCAUCAAAUCAUCUGUGGUUCUUUCCCUAGUAGAUGGAAUUUCAUCUUCACAGCUGGAUGGAAAGUCGAGCAACAUUUCAUCUGUUUGUUGCAUUAAAGGUCAUUAGUGACUCUUGGCUUUUACACAACAAGAUUGUAGAACUCUCCUUACUUUGCUUGGAGCCUUUAAAUAGAAAUGUACUAUAUUGUUUUUGUGCUGUAAAAACAUAACCGCCAAGAACAGGACAACCAGCCAUAGAAACCAUCUAUGUCCUGUAAUUCCUUAAUUUAAUAUCUCCAGAAUAAUGUUAUCUGAUGCGAUUUUCCCAUGUCAGAUGAUUUUAUUGUUUUUACUCCUUGAAUGUCAGCUAUGCACAACACCUUGCUCUGUAAACAAUGUUUGGCAUACCUCUGGCACGUAGGGUUCUUACAUUUUAUUGGACUUGUGAUUAUGUAUCUCAUGGCAAAAAAAUUAAUUCUGUAUACUUGUGGUCAUAAUUUGUACAACAAAGAUAUUAGAAAAAAGGACUUUCAGGGAUUCUAGAUAGUACUGAAAAUGUAGCCUUCAGUGCUUGAAACAUAAUGCAGGUCACUCGGUAUCAGAUGGUUCAUUGAUUAUGAUGAAGUUCCUUGUAACUCAUGCUAUUAUUAUAAACACUUCUGCAACAGAAAACAUGGUGGGAUGUUCAUUUCCAGAGCCGCUGAGUGUGUACCAUAAAGAGGCAAACCAUCUGCGAUCUACAGGGUGUGUAUCUUCUGCCAUUCCAUCUCCAUGUACAAAUCCGCUGUAGCUGCUUUUAAAUUCUUCACAGAAGAUAAUGUUUAGGGUAGUUGGUCUUGAAAGCUGUGUGCAUUACUGGAUAUUCCGACCUAUGGAUUUGGAAAUGUAAAAAUGGACAGCUGCUCCUAAAGACUGUUAAUUUAUUUCACAGCAAAAAAGAUCUACGCAUUAAAGACGUAUGAAUGUGUGUUGAAUGAAAGAUAACUGUAUAGUACACGUGGUGGUUUACAUGACCUGCUAAUACUAAACCUGCUGUUGUAAAUUAAUUUGUAUUCUGCUUUUACAGUCUCCCACGAGUGAUGCUCAUUGUUCAUAAAUGUACAGUGUAGAGCUGUAGAGUUAAGUAUUGAUUGUUCACUAGAAUAUCUUGUAGAACAUGAAGUAAUCAAGACAGCAGUACGAACAAUGUCUGUAUUUGCAGCUUGUUAGAAUGAGCAGUUAAGCAAGUGGCAUCAGUGAGCUUCCAUGACUGACCAAAAUCACAAAUUUUAAUAAAAGUUAUACGUGAA
Messenger RNA from Pelobates cultripes (western spadefoot toad), 47264 nucleotides. Lineage: Eukaryota; Metazoa; Chordata; Amphibia; Anura; Pelobatidae. The record is from the annotation of a GenBank genome assembly.